CCUUGCGCCAUCGCGCUUUCCCGAUUGGCCCCGCCUCCACCCUUUACUGAGGAAGACAAGAGUUGUGGGGCGGUUGGGCCGCCAUUUUGUUCCUCGGAACUAGGCAGGAGCGGCACGCAGGGGGCAAUUUGGUGGGCUGCCUGGUCGGCCGGCUAGCUUGCUAGGUGUGCGGGGGUUUGGGGAGGGGGAGGAGGAAAGAGGCGUGGGUCAAGUGCAUACAUUAAAUACCCGAGGCCGCUUCUUCCCACCCCCUUCGGGGGCCUGUUUCAGCCUGCCAUGUCUGGAGAAGCUCCCGCCGGCGACCAGGUGAGCGACCAGGGCCCUCCCGAGCUGAGCCAGUCUCACUUGGCGGGGGACUUGUUUCGAGGGCGGGGGGAAUAGGGUUGGGCCUGGUAGGACGACCGAGGCCUGGAAGAGGUGAAAAUGGCGAUUUUCAGGGUGGUUCGGGGUCGAGCCUGUGUAACGUGCGCGCCUUUGUGCUGCGGCCUCUUCUCAGUUUUCAGCCCCGCUCCCCCAGUUCGUAGAGCCUGUUGAGUUUCAGAAUUUAAUAUUUCCCCAUCUUCCAACUCGCCCCAGUUAUUUCUCCCCAUUCAACUCAGUAGCUGGCUGGAACCAUGACCGAAAAUGCUUGUUUAGAACCCAGCCCUUUCGAGGUCCCUGUGCCCGGUAAGGGUAUUUAAGAUUGAUAUUUAUCCUAGUAUUAAGGCCUUAAUUUAAAGCUGAUCCAGUGUGCACUUAGUCGGGAGCAAGCUCCGCUUUGUUCAGCGGCCCUUUCGAGAAUGUGUAUAGCGUUGAGGCCUUAAUGUAUUUUCCCUCGUGGACUUAAUUGCUCGGUCGCUGAGGGGGCGUCUUUCCAUUCAGAUUUCCAUGUGUGAGAUAAUAGGCGAAUGCUUACAACUUUAUAUUACUAGAACGCAGGAAAGCGUUAUUUAACGCACUGCGGUUUCAUGAAGAUGGGUUUAAAAGUUUGUACAGGUUUUGUUUUAGGAAUAAACUGUUGAGUUCUAUGUACCCGAUUUUGUGUAUUCAAAGUAAAGUGAGUGUGGAUGUGCUCAAAAGUUGAAUGAAAGUGCUUUAAAAUUUAUUUUUAAUAAAAGAGUUCAAUAUUACAGAAAUAUUAUAUUAUGGUGUGCUUUGUGAAAGAGAGGGUGUGGGGGGGUACCUUUAAGGUUAGAAUUGUAUCCAAUGUAGACGUAUACUGAAGGCACUAGCCAGAAUCCAAACAUCACAUGCACUGAAGUUGUGAGGCCAGUUUGUGUUUCUUAAAACAGAAGCUGCCUCCCAACUGUGUGGCAAAUUAGUGUUGAGGUUAGAAACAUAAUAUACGAUAUAAAACAUAUAGGACACAGCUUUUCAAGUGAAGGAGGUUCCACAAGCCCUUUAGCUUAUUUUUAUUUAUUAAUUUGCAGAUCACAAAACAAACAUAACUCUGCUUUUAAAGUUAGGAUUGCAGUUAAUAAUUCCUUCAAUACAUUUUAAAUAACAUAUGCCACUGGUUUCUGUGGAACCAAGUGGAUGCCAAGGAUUGCUUCCUGUUGGAUUUAUUUCUGGGUGCUGAGUAGAGUUUAAAUCUCAGGUGAUCAGAUAUAAAAGUUUUGUAUGUGCAUAUGGAUAGUCCUUCCUGAAUGCUUCCUUUUUUUGUCAGCUGGGGAAAAACUAAAUCUUCCUCCACCAACUAUUCUGCCUGUGAAAUUUUGCUUAUGUUCCUUCUUGUUAGUAGUGCUCUUUGGUUGGGUUUGGGUACAUCAAGGUAAUAUUGGACAUGGCAGGCUAAAUUUCACUAACCAGUCUAGUCUCCUAUAGGAGGAAGUAAAUUAUUUUGGCAGAGUGCAUGAAACCAGGAUGGUAGAUGGUACUAUAGUUUGCUUUGCUUCUGCGAAGGUGACAGAGUUUCUGGAGAGGCAUACCUGCUCUUAUAUAAUACAAACAUAAGAAGAUCCCUCCUUCUGUUACUUGAAAGUCCAUUGCAUUUCCCACAUAACAUACUGCCUCCAAACUGGAAGGAUCCCUGGUUUUCACUUACUGUUGCAACAAAUAAAAACAAAUCCAAGUAUCUUUGGAUGCAGUAGUCUGGAUGAAGGAUUGUUAGGGGGGGGGAUUAUCUUUUAAGCCCUCCGAACCUCAUUUUAUCAAACCUGCUGUCUCAGUAGUACAAGCUGAGAACUGAAGCUGGAGACAUGGCUUAGACUCCUGUAUAUCCACUGCUGCAGCCUGGAUAACAGAAGGAGCUAUGUUGGGAUGUCUUCCUGUUGUGCAGUUAUUUAUUCCAGCCACAGUUUUUUUUAUUCAUUUCACUAGCAUGGGAGGGGUAGGCCUCGUGAUUAAGCAGGGGCAGGAGUGAAGUUGAGUAUAACUUGAACAUUCUCAAAACCAUUCAAGGAAUAAAUGUGUGCAUACACCAAAUAUUGGAGCACACUGUUGCUUUUGCUUUAAGAGACAGAAGUUGCCAACAAAAGUGUUGGAAGACAAUUUCAAAUCUUGUUGAAGUUCUUUUCUGUAGAGCAGAGCUUUCCAAACUUUGCACAUUGGUGACACACUUUUUAAACAUGCAUCAUUUCGCGACACAGUAAUUCAAUUUUACUAGCAAACCAGAGGUUAAACUAAUCCCUUAUAAGAGUGUUCGCAUAACACACCUACACACUGCAGCCGACACACGUAAUUUUUCGUGACAGUUUGGAAAGCUCUGCUGUAAAAAUACAGACAACUGUUUAAAAUCCAUGGCCAUAGUAUCACAGGCUUGGGAAACUGAAGUGAAACGGUAGUUGCUAGCAAUACCUUUACAUGGAAAAGGAUUCCAAAUGUCUUGGUUGUAUUUCAGUUUAGGAAGAACAAAGUUAAGAAUAAUUAUAUGAAGAUGCAUGUCCUACUGAGUCCAGUGGAACUUCCUUGCUAAUAAAUGUGCAAAUGAUUUUAGUUUCUGCAGAAUUUAUAAUAAAAAUGAGAACUUAUCAGGCUAUCUGUCUCAGAACUUGCAUGAGUGUGGAAUCUACUUAAUAUAAACAUAAACACUACAGUUUUGUCUAAUCCAAAGCAAUGUUCACCGGCCAAAAACUGUUCGUGUAUGUUGGAUAGCAUGUUUGCUACAUAGGCCUUAGGCUCAUAAUCUCCAUGGUAGGUCUGCCAUAAAUCAGUGCAAUAAGGCAAACAUGCACUGGUGUUCCAGCAUUGGUAUUCUUAGCACUAUAUGUGGUUUCACAUAUCACUCUGGGUUGAACGGUCCAUUGAAAUGAAAGUUCUCUAUCUAGGCUAGAAUUUGAACAGGUGUCCUUCCCCACCAUCUAUGGGCUCACAUCAAGGGGCAUGGCUCCUGACUUCAGACUCAAUUCAGCCAGAGUGUAUCACUCAUGGGAAUGCAUGGGAGUUUGGGAUGCAUUCUAGAGUACAGUUCAUGUAAGGCAGUGGCAAUAGCCCACAGACCUCAAUGUUAAUUGAGUUUGCAUCUUUGACUAUUGCCUGAAUCCUCUGCAAUGUGCAUAGGUUCCUUGACAGACAAUAAAUGAGGAAAGACUUAGGUGAAGAUUGCCACUCUGUAACCGAGUGGUUUUCAAACUUUUUAAUAUGGUCCCACAGGCAAAUGGAAGGAGUAUUAGUAUACAUCACACUUUAUCAGUGCUCUGCUCUCCUCCUCCCUCCUUAUGACCAGUUCAACAGUACAAUAUCAGAGGAAAGAAGGAAGGCGGUAAAUGGCUCAUUCACUGGUUUUCACUGCCAUCAAAUAAAUGUUAUUAAUUGAUCUUACAGCAAAGCACAGUCAUUUUUUACCUCAUUCAUUCCCACAUAAAUUUUAAGAAUGGUAACACUCAAUAUAAUUUUUGUCACCUGGCUGGGUUUAACAUUUUGCAUUUUCAUCAGCUGUAAUACAUUUAUGACUUGUUUAAAACUCAAUUCUUGAGCCUGUGUUUGAAUACUAUCCGUUCUCUCAACCCAGCAGCAACAGUUAACCAGUCAAGGAAGGUUUCAUAAUGUGCUUAGUUAAGGUAGAUUAAUGUAAGAACAUGCUAUGUGUACCAUUUCCUUAUUGUGUUGUUCCAGACAGCUAAUUUCAUUAGUCCCAGUAUGUGCUGCUCCCAUUUCUAAGGAAAUGGAGAAUUGCAUAAAAUAUCUGAAGCUCAGAAAUUACACAAGAAGUUUUAUGACUGCAUCUUUUUGUUAAUUGUAUAACUGUCCCUUCUCUACUAUAUAUUGAAUCAGUUGGUUCAUUGAAGCUUCAUAUUUCAAACACACCCACUUCUACUUCUCACAUAUUCCCCAGUUUGGAAAAUGUCUGUGCGUGCAUCAUUGGUUGCUUAACCUUGUUCUAUUUUACUACAGUGUUCAUUAACCAGGACAGUAGACAGAGAGCUGUCUUUCUUGACUGAGAAGAAAGACCAAUAGUGAAUGUCCAAGUAGUUUUGCUGUCCUGUAGAAUGAAUACAAAGGCAGUCCUCCAGCCACACAUGUAUUGCAAUGGGAGGCAGCAAUGUGCAGCUGAGAUUGAGAACUCAUAUCUGUUGAUCGUUUUCUUAGGCUUGGAAGGGCAGAUAGAGAUUUGUUCUUUCAUAAUAAGUACUGCACCUCUUUCAUUGAGAUUCUUUUGCUUCAUGCUAUUCACACUUAAAUUAUCAUAGGGUUGAUUGAUUUAAAUUGUAAAAAAGACCAAUUUAAAUCAUAGAUGUAAAUUGUUUCUCAUUUUUGGUAUUAAUAUAUUUCCUGUGCAAUCAUGCAUGUUUACUGAAUGCUGUAACCAUUAAAAUGCAUUGAUUUGUUCUUAGCUUUCUAGGUGCCAGUUAAAGAUGGUAGUUCCUAGGGAAAGGUGAUAGAAAGUAAAUGUUCAUGUUCGAUAAAGAAUAAAUAUUCAUAACUAAAGAACUGAAAAAAAUGCAAACUGAAAUAGUGGGAGGCAUAAUAGAGAUACAAUAGCAUGUAGUGGAUGAUUAAGUUGGGAUUCAUUAUGACAACUCUUGAAUUCUAGUACACAUAAUAACUUGCUAUACUAGGAAAUCCACAGUUAUAAAUAUACAGUACUUUUAAUAUAAUACAACACUAUUACUCUGUUAUUAUUAUAAUCUGUCCUCAGUGGACCCCUCCCAGUGCUUUAUCUUUUAUUCAUUUUUAAGGACCUUGAAUUUUGUUUUUGAUAGUUGGUCAUGAUUCAGUUUUCAGAGUAAGUGUAGACAUAUGGGUGUUCAAUGAAAUUUCUUUUUAGGCAGGUUAUUAUUUUUUUAAGCCGCAUGUUACAAAUAACGUUUAAUUAGAAUUAUUUUAACCACCCUGCACUGUUCAGCUGCACAUAUCACAUGCCUCUCCCCAUGAAGUUUGUCAUGCCUGCCAUCUUUUUUUCUUUCUUACUACAAAUCUGAAAAUGAAAUGCAGGUUCCCUAGUCAGAGAGUGCUGUAAUAAGGAUUGCAUGUUAGAUCAUGCAUUUUCAUUUGUAGCCCAUAGGCAUGUGAAUAUAGGAGAGGCCCUGCUUGUAGUCCCACCCUUGACAUUACUACCACUUUCUAUAACAGCUGUAUGGUGUCUGUUUGUAGAGGAAUUUCAGUAUGAAAGUACCUGAUUUUGUGGCUCUGCACAAUUGGGAUACCCACACAAUUAUCAGAUUAGUGUAACGUACUCUAGGUUGGACUGAAAAUGGUUUGAAAGCUGCAACUGGUUCAGACCAUUGCUGCCACAGUUUUGACUAGUUCAGCCAAGUAGAACAAUGUAACGCCAGUCUGCACUGGCUGCCUAUAUGCCACCAAGCCCUAUUCAAAGUGGUUGUGUUAUUUGUUCUGGAUGGCAGCUAGUGUUGUGCAAAUAGACCUCUGCUCAGACAACAGGACUUCACUUUCCAUUGCUGUUCUGUUCAGCCACAGACAGCAUUGGGUAACAAACCUUUCCCUUCAACUUGAAGGUUCCCAAGGCAGCUGCAACAUUUCAUCCUACCUGGGCUGCAAGAUCUACUGGAGAUGCCCUUGCUAUUCCAUGUAGAGUCCUAUGGGAGAGGGCCUUUAGAAUGAAUGCCCUGCCACAAAAUUGCAAUUGACACCAACUCUGCUUUGUUUUAGAUGCUAAUUAAUACUUUUUCAUCCAGGGCUUUGUUAGUGAAGGUGAGUUUAGUGGUGUAUUGUGGCAGGAACAGAUAAAGUAUUACAUGCUGUAAAUUUAAAUUUAUUGUUAUUUUGUUUAACUUAAUGGUUGUCACUGCAUGUGUUAGGGAUAUAAUAAUAGUUAACAAUAUAAUAAAUCUAAUUAAUAAAUGAAUACUGUUAGAAAUAUUAGCCAUAGGACUGUUUGAGCUUAUGUGAAUGAGUCCAUAUUGAUUUUUUGUAGCUGAGUCUCAUAAGCUCAGUUCAUUGUGACAUUGGGAUUCUGUUUUAUGCCAAAGUUGCAUUUACCUUCAUUACCUCUACUGAAGUCAAGUCAGACUGGUUGUUGUAGUAGUUACUAUUUUGCAAAGAUACCUUUAUGUAGAAUGAGAGAAACCAUGCAAAAGAAUAGAUACACUGUACAUUAACCACUGUACAUUGUACACUGUACAUUAACCUGGCGUGCGCUGGUCCAUGGGGUCACAAAGAGUCGGACACGACUAAACAACAACAACAUUAAACACUCAUGAAUUGCAUGAGUAAACAACGUAGACCCCAUAUUUUUGCAGAAAUCAAUAAAUUUAAUAAACUGAUUAUUUCAAGUUUAAGGGUGGUGGUGUUAAUUUUUUUUUUUUUAGUAAAGUAUUAAGUCCCGUUCAUGGAUUUCUCUACCUGUUCGAAUGCUCUACCUGUUCGAACAUCCUGGUAUAAUGUUCUGCUGAAUAAAAGCUAAAAGCCAGAGGACUAAGUCAUGACACAGUCCUGCAAACCAACUAUGCUCAUACUUACAUUAUUUUUCUUAGUAGUUUUGCUCAUUUGAACCCUUUUGCUUUGAAUGGAAUGGGAUGUGAAAAAGUGGGAGUUGGGAGAAGGCAAGAAGAGCCUGCUAGAUUAAGCCAAUGGCAGCCCAUGAUUCUUUUGCUCUCAUCUUUUGAGAAAAGGUACUGCCAUGUUUUGUAAUCCUGGAGACACAGCCUUGUGUUGAUUUUAUUGCUUUUGAGCAGCUCUUUGUAUUUUAGGUAAAUAAUAAUGAUGAUGGGAAACUGUCAACUACCUCAUAGAUACUGGCCUGCAAGACUGCAGUCCUCUAAUACACAAUGUAAGAUAAAUAGGCUCAACUAGAAUGUUAGUUUUUCCUUCUUGUUGUGUAGCUCAGCCUUAAGGUUAUACUGCAAUCACAGUUGCUAGCAUUCUUGAGUGUUGCCAAAUCUUAGUGCUACUUGAUGUAUCAGUAUACUGCACCCUUUCCAAAGUUAGAUUCAACUCAGUCUUUAACUGUCGCUAUCAGUUUUUCAAAAUUCCAUAUAUAGCUAGACAACUAUAAAUAUGCAAAGGUUUGGAGUCUUCCCAAAUGACUGAACCCAGCACUUACGCACUGUAAAACAGCUAGUGUAGUCAAACUCUUCUACUUGCUUCAUAUUUUAGAUUAUAAAAUAAAAUUCUAAUUUCAAAAAAAUAUCUAGGCAUACAAAAAAGGAAGCUUUCUUAUUGGUUUAAUAUGGGUUGCUUGUGUGUAGUGUCUGAAGUGCUGCAUUUAAAAAAAAAAUUUUAGUUACACAGUAAUGGGCUGCAUUCUUUAAAAGAACGGGGAGUUAUUACUACAACUAAUAAGUCCCGUGUCUUCAAACUUAACUUUCUGUCAUAGGUUAUUCAGAAGAUCCUAGAUUCAUGGGAUUGGGAGGAAGUCCAGUCCAGUCACCUUACUCUUUGAAAUCAGAAUUUAUUUAUUUAUUUGAUGAUAAUUUGUUACUUUAUUUAUAAGAAGAGCACUCUUAAAUCUUUGGAAUCCAGUGUCAGGGUGAAAAUCUAUUGUUAUCCUAAAUUAUUUUGAGGCUAUAGAAGGAAUUACUGUACCAUUAAGAGAGUACUGCCAGGCAGCAAGAUGGGCAACAGCUUUAUGUAAAGCAGAAAAUAAUAAAAUAGUGUAGAAUUGCAGAUAUUUCAUUUAAAUUGUAUUUUUAUUUGUCUUCUUCCUCCUUUCCUCCUCAGUUUGCAUUGUAGACCAACAGUUUAAAAAGUUUCCCUCAAAGACUAGAAACUUGUUAAAAUAAUUUUUAACCAGUGAUACUCUGUUUUUGUUGUUGUUCGGGAGAAGGGAAGGAGCUAUUCAUAUGUUUUGUAUUCCAAGACUGAAUCAAACAUGCAUGUAUUAUUCUUGGUACUAAUGCAGAAGACUGGUGAUGCUUAUUACAAUAACCUUCAAUUUACUCUGUUAGUUUAAUCCUAACAUUUUGAGCCAUUUUUUACAUUGCAAUGGAGAGCUUUUCUGUGGACUUGAUGUGUGAUUCUUGUGCAUACGCAUCAAAGUACUACUGUGGAAAAACUUGUAGGCUGGCAUAUAUUAAUCUAAUGAUUGCUAUGGAUAUGUGAACAUUGAUGAUACAGCUAGCAGAUGGCAUUGAUUUUAUUAACAUAUUUAUAUACCCUUUUAACCAACUACUUUGUGUUUUCUAGGCUGCUGAAUAUGUCCCAGAAAAAGUAAAGAAAGCUGAAAAGAAACUAGAAGAGAAUCCAUAUGACCUUGACGCUUGGAGCAUUCUCAUUCGAGAGGCACAGGUUUAGUGACAUAGGAUUACAUUUCCUUAUCAAUGCGUCCACUCACAGUGAUUGGUUCUGAAGUAAAUGUCAAUACAUUUUUACAUUAUAAAUAUUGUAAAUAUUUAUUGGUUUUCAAUUUUUAGAAUCAACCUAUAGACAAAGCACGGAAGACCUAUGAACGCCUUGUUGCCCAGUUCCCAAGUUCUGGCAGAUUCUGGAAACUGUACAUUGAAGCUGAGGUUAAUAUUUUCAUUUUCUUUCUUAAACAUAUAAUAGGAAUUUAAGUUGGCACUGAAACAUAAUUUGUUAGGCACAUACACAAACUCAGGUAAAGGAGGGAUUGAGCAUUUCUUAAUUCUGUACAACAGGUGAAAGGGGGUAAUUAAAAUUAUUUCUAAAUAUUUGGGUCUCUCUAUGAUCUGAUGAUUGUUGCAUUAUGGACUUGCAACAACAUUAAAACCGUUUCAAUGGUAUUGGAGUGCUUUAGCCUUUUAUUUACUUGUCGUGUCAAUUUAUUGCCUCCUGUGUCAUUUAUUUAGAGCUCCUUUUUCCCCAUAAAAAUUAACAAAUGGCUUUGUGAUUUGUUGGGCUCUAACAUUUUUAUUAUUAUUCCUAGGCUGUUUCAGUUUUUGAAAUGUUUGCUAGAGGGGGGUUGGAAAUGCAUAUUUUUAUUUGAAAAUCACUGAAUGCGGUAAAACAUAAAUGUGAAUUAUGCAAGUCACAUUUUCAAGUACCUGUCUAACAAAAUAUUUCAUAACCAAAAUGAAUAAGCUUUUUAUCCUGUUCUGUUAAAAGUGCAAAGGAUGAGCUGAAAUUAUGGAUAGCAUUCAUUCUCAGAAAAACAUCUUCAUAAUAAUACUUUAUAUAAAUAUGACUUUCCCUGGCAUGUGGAGAUGCAUGUCGUAGGUUUUUAACAUUAUAAUAACUAUAGUAUUUAUUUUAAAUUAGAGUAAACUUAAAUCUUUAUCUAAAAUGGUAAGUAAAAUAAGUUGUUAGGUGUUGUAUGCGGCAUAUAAGAUUAGUAAGAGAGUCUCAAGUAUAUAACUAUUGUAAGACUGCACAGAAUAUAUGCAGUUGAAUGUUAAGUGUGUUAAAUGUUAAGAGAUUAGUCUCUCAGACCUUAAGCACCCUCUCUGCUAAUGCAGGUUCUCAAAUGUAAGGCAGCCUUUUUAGAGAUGUAUUCUCUACACCCUGCCAGCAGCAUGUGCUGAUCCAUACCAGAGGCAGUGGGAAUAUUGAUCAGCCAUACUGAUGAUUAGCUUCUUUUUUUAUCUGUGCUGAUUUAUCCACAGGUAGUCUCUGACAUGUUUGUUCCACAGAUGAAAGAUCUGUCCCAUGGAUGCUACUCUUGUUUUUUCUGUUAACAGAGCAAAAAAGUUGAAUGCCAUGCUAUUUUUCUUGUUUUUAUGUGAUGUGCUUGGUCAUAGCUUUAGGCUGUGGACUUUCCCAGUUCUUCUACUUGUCUUCAGAAGGCUUGAAGAGCUGUUGGUUUGAGAACCCUUGAACCCUGGAUUUAAAACUUCAUUAUAAUAGCACACUUGCCUAUGUGAAUCCAGUAGGCAAUAUUGGCCUUUCUUAGUGGCCAGUACUCACACAUUGUAAACUGUUAGACUUAACCGUGAAGGGCAAAAGUAGAUUGGGAUUCUAUGCAUUGUCAAAGCCUUAAUCUUCAGUAAUACUAUUAUAAUUUCUUCUGGAAUCUUGGAACAUCCCUGCCCUCUCAUCUCCCUGCACACUCCCUGCUCAUUUUGUAAAUUUGGUUUGACGUGUUGGGGGACAACCCUUCCCAUCCACCCACCCUGGAACAUUAUUAGGAGUAGGCAAGGAGAGGACAAGGGAAGUUUUACUGUGCAGCUAAAAGUCCUUGCACUGGCAGAACUAUUUAGUUUGAUACUGCCCAACAUUGGCAACCCUAGUUGUAGAUAAUAGUUUAUGGUAGAAUAAGCUGGAACAUUCACCUUUAGUAUUUGGACAAUAUCCAGGAUCCUAUGGCCUGAUUGAACUACCAGGGCCUGUUAGCGGAAAUCUGCAUAGGGACUUCUGCUAGCAACUCAAGACUUUAACCCUCUCCUCCCCCAACGUGCUACACAACCCCCUUCAAAUUGGCUUGGGUGUGUGUGAAAGAUGCCCCGCCUCUGAAUAGCAGAUGGGAGGAGAAAAGAGAUUGUUUCCUUGGGGAAGAAAAAUGCUUCUACUGAUAGAAUGUUUUAAAAUGCACAGCAUUGAAUUCCUCCCAGUGUGCCAUCACUGUCUUCAUAUGCAUUUCAGCUCUCUCCUUCCAACCCCCUGUGACCCCUCCAAAAUCUCCCUUCAGUGGGCUGAAUGCCUUUUAAAAGCAACACCCAUGAGCAAUGAGAUGGGUAAUUUAUAUCAGAAAAUUUUUAGUUUCCCUAGAGAGCAUACUUGUUUUACUUAUAUUUAGUAAAUAAAGCUAAAACCUUUGAAACUCCCAUGUUUCCUUAAUAUUAUAUUUGUAAUUGGUACAUUUUUACUAACGAACCCACAAAACAAAAAAUUCUGUCCCAUAUCACUUCCCAUGAGACUUGGGAGACUGGCAGUGGAAAAGAAGACAGGACAUUUUUUCAUUCUUGGGCCCCUUUGGAUGCUCGACCCAUGGAUACAUGUCAGACCAAAGGUACACCCAAUAAUAAUAAAAUGUAUAUUCUGUCUUUUCUUCAGAGGGGAACUGGCUAGAAAGUACUCACUAUGUUUGUACUUGAAAAUAGGAUUUAUAAGCUAUUGGUUUACGUAGUGGAUUUUGACUUUACAAGUAUUUUGUAUGUCCCCAGUUUUCUUGAGCCAUUAGUGCCGGCCUCCAUAUGAAUUAAGGUUGUGGAAAUCUUUUUUUGACUCCCAUGCCUAUGACUACAGAAGCAUUGUCCAAGCCACUAAAGCAUUGUCUUGUCCACUCACUCAUAAGCAUAUAAUUACAGAGCAAAAUGAUAGUUAAGUCUGACAAACUUCUUAUCCACAAAUGUUACCUUGCCCUGGUCCUUUUACUGCCUUAGAAUUAUCAUGGGUUACAUGUUAAUGAAUUAGCAUUUUAAAAGAAGUAAUGGAAUUUGUCAUCUUUAGUUCAUAUGCAGAUGUAAAUAUCUUUAAAUUUUAAGAAUAUUAAGAAAUAUUGUGUGUCUUAUUCUGCUGAUUUCGCGCAUCUAACUCCUAUACUGUUACUAUCUUCCUGUUUAUAGUCUUAAACACAUUGUGUGACAGUACGCCUUAUCGCUUUUAAUUAAUCUUUUAAAAAUGUCCUUAAUCAGUUUUAAUUUGAAAAACCCAUAGGAUAUUUUUAUUUCAGUACUUUCCAGGCAAAAAUCAGCAGAUUUCUUGAGAUACCUUUUGGCCCAAUUACUUCGCCAGUCACAUUAAAAAUGGUGAUACCCAACAUUAUGCAAUUGACUUCAUGCAGUAGGAUAUAUCCUUCCUCUCCUCCACCUCAGGAGUGCUCCCCACCCCCGGUUGACCUCCAGAUCUACUCCAGAGGGUUAGUAGUCCCAUUGCAUAAGUGGAAGUUGAUUCCACUGGCGAAUGGUUCUUGCUGGAUGUCACCAUGUAAAGGACUGGAAUUUGGGCACAUUGUUUUCUGCUGUGCCAGUGACACUAGAAGGAUUAUGUUAAAAAUUAUGCGAUGUAUCAAUUCCGAAAUGAAAAAUACACUCUGGGUCGAUUAAGCCCUACCUGUGUCACUCAGUGGUUAUAAGUAGUAUUAGGAUGUAGGUAGGAAACAGGCACUGGUUUCGUCCCCUAAAGCUUUAUAUUACUACUUGUAGUAUCAUUUACUGUUGGAAAAAUUGCUUUUAAUAUUCUGAUUUUCUAACAUUAUGAAAAGAAAUAAUUAAUUUCUUGUAAGUCAACUCCAAAACCCUGCACACAAACAAAAUUUUUGUUUGUCAUUCUGCAUUUGUCUUGUCAGGAAAUAGGUACAUGGCAUUCCCUUUUCUGUCACUACUGCUUGAUAGAGUUCUUCCUAUGUGUAUUUAACAGCUUUUGGAUCUAUGAAAAGUUGUGUGUGUGAGUUGAGGAGUGAUGAUGUAUUUGAUUGGGAAGGAACAUGAAUAUUGGGCUGUGCCAAUCUCCGUCCAAUUAAAAAUUGGUUGUUUGACACCAAGGUAGUUAAAAUGUGUUCCUGCAUAACCAGGGAUAGUUUGUGCCAGCUUGAAGGUAGAUAGAGACUAUAACUUUCAAGGCUACUACUAUGGGACAAACGAGAUGGGAACAUCUAGCCCCAUCUAUGUCUAUUGUUGUCCAGGAAGCAGCAUCAGCUAGGUAUAGAGAGAAUCCAGGACAGAACUAGGCCAUGGAAGAUUCUUCUUCUUCCAUCUUACCCUGUUUUGCCUGGAUUGUGUCCCAGCAAUGCUUACCUCGGUGCAUAGUUCUGUUGCCUGGCAAUCCUUUGCUUCUAAAAUGUAGUAAGGUGUUUGUAUUGCUCCUAUACUCAUUCAAACGUAAGAGUCUUUACUUCCACCUCUUCAUCCAGAAAAUACCCUUCCAUACAGUCUUUUUGUUGCCAUAUUUUAUUCUCUUGCCACAUCUUCUUGCACAUCAUAGUGCAAGGUACAGAUACAUUUUUAUUGGAGCCUUAUUUAUCUUCAUCCCAUGUUCAUCCUUCUUUGUGGUUUCUUAACAUUCACUCACCUGGAUUCUGCAUCUCGACAGAGCGAGGCAUAAUACUGUAUUGGUUAGCUCAGGGGUCUGCAACCUUUAAGACAAAAAGAGCCACUUGGACCCAUUUCCGAAGAAAAAAAACCUGGGAGCCGCAAAACUCAUCAUUAUAAAAAUAACUUUUUUGUCACUUUUUAUUAUUAUUUCUUUGUUUGACCCCUCAGAAUUACUCCUCCUCAUAGAAAUAAAUGUUAAAUUAACAAGUUACCUUUUUGUGUGUGUGUGUUCUUCACUCCCCUUCAAAACAGUGACCAGCGUACAUGCCCCCUUUCAAUGCAGUGACCAGCAUACAUGCCCCUUACAAUGUAGCGGGCGGGCGGGAAGGUGACGUCGGGACGGUGCGUGACUAACGCACGCACCGCCCCCAUGCGACGUCACAGCCAGUACAGCGCCCGCCACAGUGGGGAGUGUCAGGGCUCACAAUGUGCCUCCUCCCCUCGCUAGUUUCCGCCCCGGAGCCGUGGCAAAGGUGUAAAAGAGCCACAUGCGGCUCCGGAGCCGCUGGUUGCAGACCCCUGGGUUAGCUGAUCAGUUUUCAGGUUACUGUGUCAGGGAAUAGAUUGGAGGAAAUAGAACAGGAGACCAGAUUAUUCAUUUGGUCUUUCUCAGCAGUAAUGAGCAUGUGGAUGGUGCUGGGCUAGAAGACAGAAUAAGUUUUGAAUGCUAGCGAAUCUGAAAAUUUGAGCAUCAGCUCUUAUGACAGCGCCAUGCAUAUGGAUACAAUUAUACAGUAACAUGCUUUUAUAACGUACAAAGUUGUACAGAGGCUUAGCUAUGGAAAAAGUUAUGGCACAAGAAUGGUGAUACAAUUUAACGUGAGAAUAUCUAACAUGAACAGCUAAGUGAACAUGAUAAAAAUUAAUGAUUGCUGCCAAAUUCUACAAAUAGUACUAUGCCACAGCUAAAGAAACACAGAAUCUUGGUGAAUCCUUAUGGCACAUACCGAUGACUAGAUCUGAGCUUUCUCUUCUUACCUCUUCUGAUAUCCUGGGCCAUUUUUGGUAAGUUUAAUUAAACAGCUUCCCAUCCAAUAGCUAUACUGUUACCUACCUCACAGGGUUGUUGUGAGGCUUAAUUAAAUGUUUUAGGUCCAAUAAUAGUGUGGAAAUGUUACAAAGUACUAUUCUGGGAAUGUACUACACAAGGGACAACAACAACAUAAAUUGACAAAAUAUAUCCCUUUGAUUUAAUUUUCCGGAAUGAGCAGUUAAGUGGCAAAGGCUACAAUUCAAAACACACCUACUAGAUAAAUUUGUUUUCUGCUAUGUGAAUGAACUGUAGUAAGCCUUCUAAAGCCAUAAGGAAGAGAUUUGCCCUGAAAUUUGGCUGCUUCUUAGUCUAAACAAAGGAUAGCAACCCUGCGGGCCUACAGAUGUUAUGCUAAAUUUGCAUCAUCCCUGAAGGUUGGCUAUGUUGGCUGUGGCUGAUGAGGAUGCUGCAACACCUGGAGGGCCACAAAUUCCCCACCCCUAGUCUAAGCAAACCGCAUUGUGCUAGAUUUUGAUCUUGUGGAGAACUGUAGCUAAAAGUGGAAGUUUCAGGUUUCCUUGCAGCCAUGAAGGAAAGAGAGCAGGGAGUUCCUUGAUCUGUUAAUAAUAAUAAUAAUAAUAAUAAUAAUAAUUCAUUAUUUGUACCCCGCCCAUCUGGCUGGGUUUCUCCAGCCACUCUGGGCAGCUUCCAUAGAAACCAAAAAUACACUAAAAUAUCUCACAUUAAAAACUUCCCUAAACAGGGCUGUUAACAUAGUGGGGAACCAUGGCUUCUGUUAACUGGGCCUGAGAGACUUCCUUCCAAAUAAACAGAAUUCAGUCGUGUGUUAAAGUUUAAAAAUUUUGAUACUUAGAACUUCAUGUUAUCAAACACCAUAAAUAAAACAAUAGAAAAUAGGGAAUUUAUAUUUUCGUUCUCGAAUAAUGUCCCACACCACUGCAGUUUGUAUUUUUUAAAAAAUUAGCUUCAUAAUAAUAUGCUUGAGUGUUCCAGUAUAGUACAGUUGUAGAUAACUAAGAAGGAAGUUUUACUUAGGCAUUUUAAUCCUAUUGCUGUAGCUGUAUACAGGUCCCAGAAUGAGUUACAAAUUAUCAAAUAAUAAGGAACUUAGAAUAAAAACAAAAAAGGAGCUAAGACCAAAACCCUAAACCAAUUUUUAAAAAUGUCUAAAAACAUUCCUCAAGUCAAAACACAUAGUUUUUUAUGUGUACUUUAUUAUUUUUAAAAUAAUAUUACAUUUCACAAAAGAUUAACACAACAUUCAUUAAAAACAACUUUAAUACAUUAUUAUACAUUCAAAGAAGGGAAUGGGGAAGGAAAGUGGAAACACGGGCUUCAACAUUGACCCACUGGGCUUUGUAAUUCAUGCAGACAAUUCCAUAUACGAGUCCAAAAUUUUGACAGUCGCCUGUUGAAGGUCUCUUUUUCACACACUGAAAGAAUUGAGAAAACAGACUAUUUAUAGUUAAAAUUCAAUGAUCUCUCCACCACUGCCCAGCCCCCCCCCCACAAAAAAACCAACCAACCGGGAUAAAGAGGUCUCCACCCUUUCCCUAAAAAGAUGUCAGGAAAGCUGCUCAGUGUUAUGAAGCAGACUGUAGACUACGAAGGCACAUGAGGGAACAAAUUCUCAGGGUCUUGUUUUCACAUUGAAGUGGGAUCAUUGAGCUGCUUUUCAUUAAACUAAUGCUAAACAAGCAUUAGGUGACAAUGCAGUGUGUAAUCCCCCCUCCAAUUUGUCAAUGAUUCAUAAAGCUCUUAGGCUCCAAAAACUUAAUAUAAAAUUUGAUAUGAAAAUCGGCUUUUUUCUUUUUAAAAACUAGUAUUGGAAAUUUGAAUUUCCAUUAUAUUUGAGAGUGUAACUCUAACUAACGGGUUGGCUUUGUUGCAUUUUAGCAUGGACUAAGAAGGAUUUUUUCAAAAGGUAUAGAGGCCACAGAAAAUGUAGGAUUUCAGGAUUAUACAUCUUUUUCUUAUAGGAUUUUUAAAUCUAUUUUGAUACAAACAUUCUGAGAAAGACAUACUUAGAAAUAUAUGGUUGAAAAUAUAAUUGUUUGAAAAUGUGCUUGGAGUUCUUUAAUGUGAAAUACCUAAAUAUUGCUAAAAUUUCCUUUGAAAUUAAUCUGAUGCUAUUGCUACCAUUAUGUAAUACCCUACUAUGGUAUUUUUUUACUAAGUUGCAUGUGGUUUUCUGUAAAGCAAUUGUUUAUACUAGACUUUGAAACACCCCAUGAAUCUCGUACCUUUUUAAAAAAUGUACUUGUAUACUGCUCCUUACCUGUUAAUAAAUAUUAAUUUCUAUAUGCUUGUUGUAGCUUUGCAUCAGAAAUCAGAUGCAAUUGUGUCUGUGAUUUUUGGCCCAUCAUUUAUUGUAGUACGAGUGUAACAGUCAAUGGAAUUACCAGCAACUUAAACACAGAAGAUAUUACUGUCUUGCCUUUGAAACACACUACAAAGCUGGGAUUUCCCACGUAUGUCAUGAGUUUAUAUAAUAAGCAAUUCCAAUAACCUGGUAUACAAGGCAAAAAGAAGAAGUUAGGAUUUGAAAUAUGAGCUUUCUAGUAUAGUGGCUGUACAUGGUUUAAAAAAUCAUCAUUCUUCCUCUUGUGUGUGCUCACAUACACUUGUAUUUCUCCCCUAAAUAUUAUAUUUUUGUAAAUAAUGCAAGAGACUUAUUCCUAAAGUCAUUCGGGAACAUUGGACUUAAACAAGGCAAAACAAUUAUUUUCAAUUAUUUUUGGAGUACAGAAUCAUAUUGAGUGACAUCCAACCCCAGCUUGGGUCAGGAAGGCGCUCUUCAUCUCUCCUCCCUGCAGUCCUUAGUGUGCUUACAAAAUCUGCUCUGGGAGUUUGGGAGACCCUCUGGAGCAGAUGUUUUUGGGAGUAAUGGGCAGUUGCAGGGAGGUGGAAAGGGAAACAAACAGGCUGACCCAAUAAGAUGUCACAUAUAUAAUUCUGGGUAUCACCCAUGGUAGAAUUAUUUUCCCCAAGUACAGUGGUGCCUCGCAAGACGAAAUUAAUUCGUUCCGCGAGUUUUGUCGUCUUGCGAUUUUUUUCGUCUUGCAAAGCACGGUGUCGGGAAAGUUUUGGAAAAGCUUCAAAAAUCACCAAAGUCUUUAAAAACCUCAAAAAAAGGCUACCACACCGCGUGCUAUGAGUUGCUCCUCGAAGUCAAGUCGCAACUGUAUUAACGGUGUUAAGAAAAAGGAAACAAACUUGCAAGACGUUUCUGUCUUGCGAAGCAAACCCAUAGGGAAAAUCGUCUUGAGAAGCAGCUCAAAAAACCAAAAACCCUUUCGUCUAGCGAGUUUUUUGUCUUGCGAGGCAUUCGUCUUGCGAGGUACCACUGUACAAGAAUGGCAUGGUUUCCUUUUUGUUUAUCAUGGCUUAUCGUUUUGUUUCUUUUAUUUUGUCGGCUGUUGAAUAACAAAGAGUUUUCAGAUGUCAAAGAAAAAGCAAAUUAAAAACUUACGAUACAAUAAAAUAAAAUUAGAAGCUUCUCCCCGGCCCCCUUCUCUAGGUAUUUAAAUACUUUCAGAGGGGUCAUAUGAUUUGCUAAAGGAGGCUUCUAAUCACUUUCUUCUUCCUGAGCUAUUUCAGAAGCCUAAGGCUGUUAUUGAAGAACUUAGCUGCUAAAUGUAAUGUAAGCAUGCUUGUGUGUGUCUCCAUACAGUCUGCAAAGCACACUAAGGCUUAUUUUCACAAUUUAUGGUAUUAAGUACACAAUCCUAGUUCAGGAGACUGCAUUCUGUGUCAUGUGUUAAAUAACCAGAAAAUAUUUGAGAGGGGGUCAAGUUCUUUGGCUGCAGGAAUGCAAAAAGUUAUGUUUGCUAUACUUAGGAUUGUGUACUUUAUACCCUGCAUGUAAUACAGUGGUGCCCCGCAAGACGAAUGCCUCGCAAGACGGAAAAACCGCUAGACGAAAGGGUUUUCCGUUUUGAAGUUGCUUCGCAGGACGAAUUCCCCUAUGGGCUUGCUUCGCAAGACGAAAAUGUCUUGCGAGUCUUGAGAUUUUUUUUUCGCUUUUCCCCCCCUUUAUCUAAUCUGCUAAGCCUUUAAUAGCCUUUAAUAGCCUUUUAGCAGCUAAUCCCUUAAGCCUUUAAGCCUUUAAUAGCCGCUAAACAGCUGAUAGCGCUAAUAGCGCUAAUCCGUCAAUGGGCUUGCUUCGCAAGACGAAAAAACCGCUAGACGAAGACUCUUGCGGAACGGAUUAAUUUCGUCUUGCGAGGCACCACUGUAGUCAGAUUCUGUCGAGGUAACAAGUUUUACUACAUAUACAAACUGAAAUUACACACAUUCACAUUUUGCAUAAUUAUUCAAGCUAGUCAUGGGGAGGCAAAGGGUCUGUGGAGUACAACACAUUGUUCACUGGAAAUCAUACUUUGCCCUGGUCCAGCUUCUGAGAUGUCACUAAGCAUGUUCACAUAUUUUCAGUAUGCAGGGGUUAGAAUCUUUAGAAGUGGUGGUGGUAGGAAUGGAGGUAUAGAAAAAAUGAUCAAAAUGCUAAAUUUGGGACUUGCACACAGCUAUGGAAUGGACACAGUCCAGAAAUACUUUUACUGGGGAGUAUAAUUGCAUUUCAUUUUCAUGUUCUAAGCUUUAGGUUUUGCCUUAGUUCUCAAGUGCUGUUCAUGGGGUUAUACCCCUUAAGUAGUGGACUCAAUUUAACCAUGCUGCUGCAUCCAGUUCUGCUAUCUCUGGCCUAGAUCAUGUUUCUCAGCUUUGCUUGAUUGCAGCUUCAGCCCUUACGUAAACUAGAGGUCUGGCGGUCCUUUUCACGAGUUGCUAACCUCUAAACUUGGUUACUGUAGUGUGGUGUAACUCUUGAAAAGCAGCUUGGAAACUCAGCUGGUUCAGAAUAUGCUAACUUUGCUUUAAUAUGGAACUGACUAUAACCCAGGUACUUCCCUGUCUGAGUUAUAGGGUUGCCAGUCUGUUGCCAUUAUCAGUUCAAUGUGCUGGCCCUUAAAUAGGCAUAUGAAGAUAGUUAGGGGAGUGUCUUCUUCCAUUGAUUCCAUUUGCAGUGAAUUUAGAAUUAAGAUCAAGUGAAAAAGCAUGAUGGCAAAGCUAUCCUCCAAAUGUUUUCUUUAAAGAGAGAGUUGCAUUAUAAAAGGAUGACUUAAACAAGCUUAAAAGGGCAACAGAGGAGAGUUAAGAUCUGCAAAAUAAAUGGGUGGACAUAGAAAAAGUUUUCCUAAUGCUGUAUCAUUGACAUACGAUAGAGAUGGGAUGAAUUCAUAUGUAACUAGCAGGUUCCUGCAUAUUUAGAAUAAGUGAGAUAUGUUCCUUCCAGGUUAAAGGAAAAUAUACCUUGGAAACAAUGAGACCAUUGUUGUGAGCUCCUGUUUGGCCAAAGAUGAAGCAAAAUGCAUAACUAAUUAAAAUCUUUAAACCCAAGUAAUUAACUACCUUCUCCUGAGAUCUUGCAGCAUGUUCCCUUGCAAGAAAAAAUAUGAUAGGUGCUGCUGCAAGUAAGUAGUUGUAAUUUUAAAAGAUUGCCACAGUAUUACUGUUGCUAUUCCUCCUAUGCUAAGGGCCAGGACAGACUGUUAAAAUUGUACCCCCAGCUUGAGGGAAAUAGUUUACAGUAUAUGAGAUUGGACAAUUGUGUUUCGUGCUGUUAUUUAACAUUCUUGCAGAUGAUUAUACCCAUCACAACAAAUUACCUUUAUUGAGGUAAUACAAGUUCACUCUGUGCAAAUCUUUCAGCUUAGAAUAUGUGUGUGAGAUAGUUUUGUAGCAAUAGAUCAUUUUGCCAUAGUGUAGGAGAUUCUGGGAUGGACUGUUGUCCCAUUAUUAUUAUAUCCUGUGUGUUUCCCAGAAACAUCUAGCUGGCCAAUAUUCAAAACAAAAUAGUUGAGUCCUUGGUCUGAUCCAGCAAGGUAAUUAUUGCAUUGCAAUUCAUUUUUGGAAAAUAAUGGUUAUGCUAUGAGGCAAUUGGUAAUGUGUUCUAAUAUUGGGCAGCCAAAUGUUACAGCCAGCCCUUUUAUCCUUCCCCUUUCCAGGGUGUUCUAACAUUAAAGUAUUUCCUAGCCUUCUCUAGGAUUUCCUAAAAGUAUUGGAAAAUGUAUGGAUCUGGCAACUGGGUUGAAUCCCAGCAUUGCAUGAACCAAGUUCUGCUUGUGCAAGUGCACUUCCCCUCCAUUCCUCCCCAUCUUCAAAUCUGCUCUGGAGGCUCGCAACCUUCCAGAGCACAUAUUGGAGAUAUACAUGAGUAAGGAAUGGAAGUUCUAACGUACCAUUUAUUGAUAAACCUUUGAAAUACUUAAUGCUUGUGUGUUUGUUUGUUUGUUUUACUGUUUCAGUGUCCUUUUACAUUCGCAAAAUGCAUGUCAUGUCGUGAAAUACCAGUUAGAGCAUAAUUAAAUUUCUUCCUUUCCUCCAUAUGUAUAUUUGAUUGUGUAUGCCUUAUUUAGCUGUACGAAGUAUACUUACUGUUGUGAAUACGACUGAACUCUCCUUUCACAAAAAUACAGAAUAAAGAGGCAUUUUUAAAAGAACAAUUAUUAUUUUCUGUAUCCACUCUUUUCACAGUAGUUCUUCAUUGGCUUGAAAUGAAUCUGUCUUCCAAUCAAACCCCUCCCCUAAUCCAAAAAAAUCUUCCCUUCAUUAAUACAUAUUUGCUCCAUAUGCCAGCUAUUCUAUAGACCCACACAAUUCACUUUUUAUGCGACAAGUGGAAAUAGUCCACAACACGAAAGGGAUGCUGUUAGCCCAAACAAUGAACCAAGCCAUAGAAAACAACCACACAUGUCUAAUUAUUCCCUUAGGGAAAUUUAUGUGAGAAGAUAACCCCCCACCCAACCCAAUAUUUCUGAAAACAAAUGCCCUGUCAUUGGACUCCAAUAUAAUAUAUCUUUGCAAUAAACUUUGCCACUAAAGAUAGAGAGCUAAAAGCUAAUAGCUAAUAAUAUUCAGUAUUGGAGACCAACUCUUCUGAGCUAAGCAUAUCUGGCAUAAUACCAAGUUAAAGGAUGGGGCUGAAAUUAUAACUCAUUUUUAAUUUCCCCUUUUGCACUGCUACUUCUUACAUGUAUGAUACCUAAACACUUAAAUGAGAAGUGGCCUAUUGGCUUUUCAUUUAAACUUGCAGAGCUUUAAAAGCAAUGUGAAAAAUGAAAAUUGAAAAGCUCUUCAGUUGUACGUGGGGAAGGGAAACGAAACUUUCUUUUUCAUACACUUCAUUCUUAAGUGGCCUUUCAUUUGGGCUCCAGCUUGCUCCAUUUUAUCCAGUGCCUUCAGAUUGUCUGUGUCCCUUGAACACUCCUUACCAAAAUAGUAGAAUUGUUCUGAGUCCAAAGUGCCCCCCCCCAUUUUUUUGUCUUUACCCUGUUUUCAGCUGCUGGUCAUGUGAUUCUAUCCAGGGAGCAAAUGAAGUUUCUCAUCUUCCCAUGCCACACAAUUCAUUUAGGGGCUUAUAGCUGCACUGCUCCCUAUGAGUUGCUUGUUAUGGUGCAGAGUAGAAGUCUCCAGAAAUAGUAGGAUAUUGUUAUUUUUUUCUAAGUAUAGAUACAGUCAUACCUCGGGUUAUGAACGCUGCGGAUUGCGCAUUUCUGGGUUGUGGACCGCGCUGAACCCGGAAGUACCGGAACGGGUUACUUGCAGGUUUCGGCACAUGCGCGGAUGCAGCACUUCAGGCUGCGAGCGCUGUGGGUUGCGAACGUGCCUCCAGCACGGAUCAAAUUCGCAACGAGGUAUGACUGUAGUGGCUUGUGAGUUUUGUUUACAUAAACUAUUUGUAAAUAAUUUGUCGUUCGUAAUUUUUUUCUCUCCUGCCUCAUCAGCUUAGACUUUGCUCCAAGAACUUUGCCUUGGGCUGCUAGACCUGAACCUUAGCAUAAGCAAGGAGGGUUUUUUCUGGGGGGAAAGGAGUUCUGGAGAGAAGAAAUGGGAAAUGGUGUCAUUUUUUUCCUAUUCUUCCUUUAAUCUCUUAGCAUAUAUUCCAUCAAUCCUCCUUUUCUUCUAGGAUACUGAAUAUUAGCUGUAUGGGUUCAAGGAGAUUCAUUUCUUCUUCCCUCCAAUUUCCUUUCCUCCUCCCCCCCCCUUUCAGUUGAUGAGUAAACCAUAUACUGGCUCCAUUAAAUCAUUUUGUUUUUAUUUGUAGGCUUGGCUGCUAUCAACAUCUGUCAUAGAACCUCAGAGGUGCUAGUCAGACCAUUGUGUGUGUGUGUGUGUGUGUGUGUGUGCGCGCGCGCAUACUUUUAUCUCUCUCUGUGUGUAUGCACAUGUAGCACCUUGUCCAGAGUAUUUUCAAAAUCUGAAAAUAGGCUCCAAAUAAAUUACUGCAGAUAAAGGUUGAUGAGUGUGUGUGUGCAUAUAUUUUCAGAAAAAGCUCUUGUCUGGAAUGACUUUAAUACCAAAGUAGUUUUUUGUUCAAAUCCUUAUUUUUUCUUUGUCAACCACCAUUGCAAUUAUUAGUGUUCUAAACUUCAUAUUAUAUGUAAUCAAAAGAAUUGAAUCCUUUUAACCACUUUCUAAAACAAGUUUCUUGUGUGGCAUGGCUGGAAAGAGACUUCAAAUAUAUUCAUUUUUACAUUAAUUAUUAAUUAUAAUAAGAAAUUAGUUGGUCCAGAAUUAGAAACAGUGGUCUGUGUUGGAGACAACAACCUUGUUUGGCCUGUGGGCACAUUUGUAUUUUUGAGCAAACGCCAUAGGCACCCCUCUCUCCGGUUACUUCACACUCCUCUCCCUAGAUCAGUUGUCCCCCCACCCCCAAAAGUCAGUGAAAGUGGCAAUUUGAACGCACACUUUGCUUUUCCAGGGGAUCUUUGUAAAAGUCCAGUGGAAUUAAUUUGAGCUUUGAAAAGCUCUUCUCAUUAUUUGAACUUACAACUUGCUUUUUUAAAAGAAGGUAACUCUAAGAGACUUGCAAAAAAUAAAACAGCAUGAAAACAGUAUAAAAUUCAAACAGUAAAAGCCGAAUAUUAUAUUUACAGUGGUACCUUGAGUUACAAAUGCCUCAAGUUACAAACUCCAGUAACCUGGAAGAGUUACCUCAAGUUGAGAACUUUGCCCCAGGAUGAGAACGGAAAUUGUGUACCGGCGGCGCAGCAGCAGCAAUAGGCCCCAUUAGUGAAAGUAUGCCUCUAGUUACGAACAGUUUCAGGUUAAGAACAGACCUCUGGAAUGAAUUAUGUUCGUAACCAGAGGUAACACUGUAUAAGAGAGUUGGACUAACAUAUCUCACAUAGAAAAGGCCACAUAUAAUCGAAACCAAAGGCCUGACAAGAAAUAAUCCCCUCCUCCGGCACCUAAAGAUACAUAAUGAUGGCACCAGGCAUAGCUCCUUGGGGAAAGCAGCCCAUAAGUGGAGAACCAUCACUGGAAAGGCCUGCUCUUGUUUUUACACCUCCUGCACCUUCCUUGGAGUGGGUAUAUGAAGAAGGACCAAGGGUAUGGGUUGGUUUAUGUUGCAAAAGAGUCAGUCCAUGGAGUAUUGGGAUCCUGAGACACAAAAAGUCUUUCUAGGUCAAAGCCAGCACCUUGAAUUUAGCCUGGAAAUUAAUUGGAAGUCAGUGUAGUUUGCCAGAAUUGGAGCUGAAAGAGAAAUGGGAGAGAAAGCAACCCUUCUAAUGUCUUGUCAGUCUGUUUCUAAUCAAUUCUUUAGUUUCUCUCCCUGCUUCCUCAAUAUUACAUUAAAAACUAUUGUGUCCAUAGAGUAUUCUGUUUUUACUCUUUGCUACAAAAAUUCUCCCUGUAUACUUUUCUGCAUUCCACAUGAGCAUAAUCUUGGUUUUGGCCACAUCUUCUCCCAACACAAACAUUUCCAUUUCAUAUAAAUACAUAUUAUACAUUUUCUAAAUUGCUUAUCUAUCUCUUGUCUCACUUCUUGUAGAAAAAAGUGCCUGCUAAAUCUUUUUCCUGAUUUCCUUUGGAAUUUCAACUCUUCCAGUUUUUUAAAGCUCUGAGCCAGUCAGGUUUCUUUCUUUUUCUAGUCGCCUUCCCAUCAAUUUCUGCUUGUAUAUUUGAAUUUACAACAUUUUCUCUAACAUGAAAAAAAAUCUUACCAUGUCAGUUGUCUUUAUUUAAUCCAUAAUGUUUAUCAGUCUCCCCAUCCAUUCAAUGAUAAUAUUAAAAAAAUUCCCUGAGGAAGGUUUGUGUGUUGCCUUUAAAAUCUCUGGUUAAUCUGCAGUAAAUCUAUCAAAUAUUAAAACCAUCUGGGAUUCUUGACUCCACAUUGUCCAUAGACUUUUAGAAGAGCAUUCAAGGGUGGACCAAGAUUGGCCCAUGAGCUUGGAGGUUUCCCCUACCCCUGUUCUGUACAUUUGGUCAUUUUAAUGCUUUCCAUCAGUUUGCCCCGGAGUGACCAACAUUAAGCUAAGUAGCCUAUAAUUCUUCCUUGUCCUUGCUUUUUCUUUUUUUUUAAAAAAGAUUUUUAUUGUUAGUAUUGCUAAUAAUUGGUCUCCGUAUUUGAGGACUAGAAACUGCUCAAUCUUGGCAGCAAUUUAUUUUUGUUAGAUGAUCAGCAAUUCCACAUUUGGAUUCUUUUAAGAAUUCUUGGGUUGAUAAUUUUUUGUUUUUUUUAAGUAGGGCAUAGAACUUCAUUUCUUGCCAUCACGUUGCUCAGUUCUUUAGACAAACAGCUAUCUGCCUAACAUGUUCUGUAGCGAAAGUAGAUGCAAAUAAUUCAUUCAGUUUCUCUGCAGUCGUCUUUUCCUCCUUUAGUACAUGCUCGGCCCACAUUUCUUCAGCCCUAUUAUCACAGCUGGUAAAACUAGAUUAGCAGGCUUUUGAAACAAUACAAAAUCUGCUUAAUGGAGUGAAAAUGGGAUAUGUAUUUGUUACUCUAUAAACUUAACUUCAGUAAAUUUUACCUCGGUGGUUUACAAGACUGUAAAAACAAAUCAAUGAUAAAAGCAAAAUAAUAAGAAGAACAAUAUUAAUUAUUAAUAAAGUAAUAAUAAAAUGGCAUAAGCAGCAAAUUCAUCUUUUACACUGCAUUCACAUGGGGGGAGGAAAGUUGUUGUUUUUCUCUCCUCUCUUAAUGUUUUGAACUUGAAGCAGGUUGCAGUAAGAAGUGUGGACAGAAGAGAGGGCAACAGAGUUAUAAAGAGGAGAUUUUACAGACUUGGGACAGUGGUAUAGCAUAAGGCACAGGAAUUGUAAUGGCAGGGGAGAGAUCUGAUAUUUGAUGAAAACUACAGCAGAAAAGUAAUGUGCAUGAGGAAGAAUCCACAACAGGUGUAGCCUAGUUCAGAAGGGUGGAUAAAGUUAAACAUAAGAACAAGAAACUUGGAAUUUGUGCGGAGCAUGUACCCAGAAGAGAAGGAAAAUGAUUUGGGAAGGCCAGAUAUGGGAGAAGGGAAGGCUAGCUCGGAAAGGGAUCUAGCCAUCAAAAUAAUAGCAGUAUUUUCAGAAGCCAGGUGGUUUAACUUGUUUUGCAUAAUGCCCAAAUGUGAAGUUGCUUUAGUUCAGGAGUACAGCUGUACUUUGAAAUGGGGAGAGAAAUUCAGCAUAGUGCUAUGGCAGUCCUGUCAGCCGAAGAUUUUCAGCUUGCCAGAUGGAAUACCCACCCUCCCCCUUUCCCCCUGUAUGCUGUUCUGGAGAUUCGCCCAAUUCUUCCCCUCCUCCCCUGCAAAUUUCAGGGCACACAGGAAGAGGAGAAAGAGAAAAAAGCCCGUUGUGCUGGUGGAAAUCUUUGCACAGAAUUUUGCUGAAGGGACUAGUUAGUUGAAUCCCAGCCACAUUGAUAAAAGGACAUUACAUUUAGAACACUUGCAGGAAAUGGGGACUGCAAUUUUGCAAAGUUCUAUAUUGUAUGUCCAACUGAAAAUCAGUGGGACAUAACCACCUGUGCAUAUGUGUAAUAUUUCAGGGAAGGAGCAGGACCCAAAGAACUGCUUACAGGUGAGUGCAAGGGUUUGCACACACUGGUGGAUUUUUUUUUUAACAGUACUCCCACUCCCCCAAGUGGCAAAUUACAAAUUGCUUUGGGAAGGCCCCUUGGUACUUAAAACUCAUUCACCAUGGAGCAUGCAGGCUGCUGUUUUCAGAAAGCAUAUGCACAAAGCACAUUAGCUACAGAGAAUUAGUUGCAUGGUUUGUUAGUCUGGCCAAACUCUUAUUGCAAGGGUCAGCAACCAUUUUCAGCCGUUGCCGGACUAUAUUUUGAAAAAAUAAAUGAACAAAUUCCUAUGCCCCAUAAAUAACCCAGAGAUGCAUUUUAAAUAAAAGCACACAUUCUACUCGUGUAAAAACACCAGGCAGACCCCACAUAUAACCCAGAGAUGCAUUUUAAAUAAAAGGACACAUUCUACUCAUGUAAAAACACGCUGAUUCCCGGACCAUCUGCAGGCCGGAUUGAGAAGGUGAUUGGGCCUCAUCCAGCCCCUGGGCCUUAGGUUGCCUACCCCUUCUGUUUUGCUUUUCUGAAUAGCCAAGGCGAUAGAGGCAAAUAUUUAUUUGUGCAAAAGCAGAAAUGUGAUUUUUAAAAGAGAAGGUUUUUAGAAGUCAAUGAAAUUUCAACAGCAUAACUUUUUAAGUGCAAACACAAAAUAGCUUUUUAACCCAUUUUGUUUUUAUAGUAUUAAGUAAUUAUUCCUCAAAUUGGGGGGGAGGGUCUUGCUAUAGGACUUAGAAACUAAGAAGACACAAGGGAAGGGGAUUGCAGGGACAAGGUACAGGAGGAAAAGCACUUCUUCAAGGCCAAUACAAAGUGGUGAGCAGCAAGCAUUUAUAUCCAUUGUUUUUAUUUGGCUAUAGUAAAAGCUCAGAGUGGUUUCCAAAAAUAAUACAUUUCAUAGUUCUGUAAAAGCCCUACACCCAUAGCAGCUUGAGGAUGAUGAUGAUGAUGAUGAUAAUGAUAAUUACACUCCACCCAUCAGACUGGAGUGCUCCAGACUGGGUGGCUUCCAACAUAAUAUAAAAACAGUGAGACAUCAAACAUUAACAAUUCCUGUUACAUGGCUCCCUUCAGAUGUCUUCAGAAAAUUGUGUAAUCGUUUAUCAGUUUGACAUCUGAUGGGACGAUGCUCUAUGGAGUGGACGCAACUACCAAGAAGGCCCUCUUCCUGGUUCCCUGUAACUUCUCGCAGUGAGGGAGCUGCUAGAAGGCCCUCGGAACUGGACCUUGGUAUCUGAGCUGAACGAUGGGGGUGGAGAGACUCCAGGUAUAAAAGUUUGAUAGAAGACUGGGGAGUGGGAGCAGUGAAUUUCUGAUAAAAAUCCAGAAUCCUUAAUAUACAAAUGAAAGUUGGGUGGGGUUUAGUCCCGAUGUCGCAUGACUUUUUUUGGAAAAGGUAGAAACAUAGUUCUAUUGCUGCUUUCAAAUGGAGAAAGGAUCAUUUUUGGUAUACAGAAAGGCAUCCAAAAGGGGAAAGGAUUGGGGAGGGUGUAUGGGGGAAAUGUGAUACAGACCCCUAAAGUGUAAAUUGAUCAUUACAUCUUCUGACCCAGUAAUAAAAUAGGCUGUAUAUGUGAAGCUGUUUACCAAGCUUCAUUGCUGUGCUUAAAGCUGCUUAAUUUCCAAGCAUGUUGAAGCUUCUGUUUCCUUUGGUUUAAUAUCCACUUGUAUUCCUAAGAUUUUCCUGAUUGAAUACCCCCUUCGUGUACCUCUAAAUUCUAGGGUAUGUCUUCACCUGGGAGAGAGGUAUUCUAUACCAAUAGCAAACUCUAAAUACACACACUGAGAGCCACAAUAGACUUACGUUUCUACCGAACUUGUUCUCUCCCUGACUCCCAACGUCUCACUUCUCUAUCUGCUUUUGGUCCUUCUCUCAAAAGCGUUUUGAAUCUUCUUUGAUCUCUUUGUGAAAGGUAUAGAGCAUGUUUGUGUCUUUUGCUCCUGUGCUCCAAAGACAAAUUUCUACUGAAUAUCCGUUCACCUUGAACUGCUUGUAGCUAUAGCACUUCACAAAUAAGCAUAUAUCUAAUCAUCACACUACCUGCCUGGUGCCUGAUAGGUUGAUUUCUACCAUGGGUUCUACCAUAUUCUUAACAUACCCUCUAAAAAUGUGUUUUACCUAUGUGAGGUGCAUUGUUAACCACUACAGGUAGGUAGUAACCUCAUCCUUUUGCCCAUUUCGUAAGAGAAACAUAACUAAUUUAUAAGAACAAAUGUUCAGUGUGACUUUUAAAUGUUUGCUCAAAUUAUUGUCUCUCUGUGUUGACAACACUUUGACCAGUGUUGACAGAUGGGUUCCAAGCUUCUCAUUUAGAAGACAUUUCUGAUCUUCCAUGCCAUGGCUAACACAUGGCUCAUCCACACAUCCCAAGUAAUUUUGGGUAGCCCAGAAAGGUCAUCAAUAACCUGGCUGCAGUUAAAAAAAUGUAAAUGGGUGGUGCUGUUCUCUCCCCCCCACCCCCCAUUGCAGAGAAGGGGAAAGGAAGGUGACACCUCUAUCUUUUUACUAAAGGGCCCCUUCUGCCCCCUGGGAAGGCACUGUUCUUAAAAGGUUGUCACCAUUGUUAGAUCUUAGAAGGCUAGAAAACAGGAAGAAGAUCUAACAGUGGUGUCACACCAAAGAAGGGGCCUUUCUCCAAUGGCAAGAAGAGGCGGGAAAGUGCUGGGGUAGGGGUAGACCCUGCUUGAGAGCAAGAGCACUGCUAAGUGAAUAUGUGUUUUUGUCUGCUGCUGAGUCCACCCUUCCCCUGCUCUGUGUGCAGGCUCUUGUCUAUCUCCUGUUGAGUGCAUGAAUAUGUAAGUGGCAUGCCUGCCUUCCCUGGCUGCUGAGACUACGUAUAUGUGCCUCUGAAUCGGGCUUGGGUUGGCAUGCAGCCCUCUACUGCUGAAUUACCACAAGAGGACUAAACACGUGUAACAAUUUCCCCACCAGUCUGUAAACCUGCAUAUAAUUGGCAUACAUCAUUACACAUGCAGAGCCUAUGCAUAAACAGCUUUUAUGUCGGUAAACAAUUUUAAUUGUGCUGACCUCACAUAGUUUGGAAUACAACAACACAAUUCCACCGUUUCCUCAAAAUAAAUAGCAUGUCAUUCUUGGUGUCAUUUUGCUUUUUGUUGCAUUUAGAGUUUACAAACAAAUCUUGGUUAAUUUUUACAUUUCCACAAGGGUCAAAGUAGGUUUUAAAACUCUAGGUGUGUAAAACUUACCCUUCACUUUUCUCCCUUGGCCAGUAUUCCUGACUGGGUUAUCGCCAGCCUAUAACUCCUUAAAUGGCGAACUAUUUUUUUGAUGCUUUUGAAAAUGAGUAUCUAUAAGAAGCUCCGACCCUCUAAAUUAUAAUAUUGUUUACAGUGAGUGCUAAAUUGCUAGAAAACAAAGUCUUGUGUGGGAAAUCUUCUGAUACAGACCAUAAUGAUAAGCAUUCUCUCUCUCUCUCUCUCUCUCUCUCUCUCUCUCUCUCUCUCAUCAAGCCUAUCUCUUAUUGUUUGAGAUGAUUAUUGCCAUCAGACUAAAGUCCUUAAAUGGUUUUCCCAAGAUACAUUAUUCCUUAGAUAAUCAUUCUCUUGUUUCCUGAAAGGGACACAUUCUGCUGUGAAAUUUAUACAGAUUCAUACACUAAUCUCCAUCAUCCUUUUCGAUUGACUAGUUCGUAAGAUGAUGUUGGAUUCAAUUUGUAGUGACAGAAUUCUUAAAUUUAUGCCUACACAAUGUGGUGUUGAACACUGCCAAAGGAAGAGAAGACCUAGAAAGUUAACUGGCCUGGCUCCAAAAAACAGCUCCAGCAAAAAUAGAGAAUGCCAGAAAACAACAGUCAGCAACUUCAAAAAUGUCCAAAUUGACAUGAUGUCAAGCUCUUGAGUUGGGACACGUUUAGGAUAAGUGUUCCAUCCAAAGAGAGACAUUGAAGUUGAUGCUGUUCUCAUGUAGAAAGACAAGCGAUCUGACUAUAUCGCAAUUCUGUAGACUUCAUUUUUAAAAAUGGACGAAGUUCAAUAAAAGAAAAAGGAAAGGUUUUGUUUUGUUUUUUGCUUGUUUUGGAUGCUGCUAAGAAAAUCGUGUUUGCGUUAAAACUGAAGAGAUAACAUGCACAGUUUGGAAGGAAAUCCAAGUCAAGUUGCUAUGUAGGUGAAGCUAUAGUAAGAAAAAUAUGUUCUUAUUACGGAAAAGUGUCCUAAAUUGGCAGAAUGAAUAGAAGGCUGCAUUAAGAAACAAGGAAAACUUAAAAGAACACACAGAAAUACAGUAUUGGCAAUGAAAAUGUUUCUGAGAAGACUUCUCCAAAACAGCCAAACAAAAAUAACAGUUGUUUGCCAAGUUCAUAAACAAGUGGGCUAUGUUAGUUGCAUAAUUUUUGGGUGGUUUUUCUUUUUAAAACUUGCAAUAGAGUAAAUUAUUGGUUUUCAUUAACUCUCCAUAAAAUACUUAUAAACUUGUCAUAACUUUAUCUUCAUACUAUCCUAUCUCUGUCUACUAAUCAUUGUUCCUUUGAUAGUAAUUCUAUUGUUCCCUGAAAGGGACACAUUUUGCUGUGAAGUUUGUGCAGAUUCUCAUAGCAACCUAUUCCCAGCUACUGAAAGACAUCUGAAAUUAUCUGAGAGUACAGUCAGUCUAAUGCUGUCCUAGAUUAUUUAAGACUUGACAGUAAUCAACUUGAAUUGUGAUUGUGCCCAAAAAGAGUAGUUCAGACACUGGAGCACUGGUGAAAUGUGCUCUCGGUUAUCUUUCCCACACUUGAAAGCGGGCCAUAAUCGUCAUGCACACAUUGAAGAAGAUAAGGAACAAAAUGGGAUCCUACAGUGACCAUUGCAAGUGGGUUGACAGUUUUUAGUUUCUUGGUUCUUAUUGAGAGGAAUGAAAGAACCACUCUGCCAAAUCAUGGCUUGUAGCCAGCACUCUAGCCAGGCCAAAUGAAGUCUCAAACUCCAAGUGGCAUUCAUUAGUCAAAUUUCAGAUGGUUGUUGCCAUACAGCCAAGUACAUAUUUUUUUACACUGUAUAUGGGUGAAGAGACUGAAAAAUAUUUCAAGACAAUGAGUCAUAACCAGAGUGCUGAUGUUCUUGAUUUUGUACUUGAGCUGCAACUCCCAAGUGAAAAUCAAUAUUACAGAAAGCUGAAAACUGCUAAGAAUGAAGACAUCCUGGGUCAAUUAAAUCAUUCAUCACUAAAAACAAUUCAGCUGGCUUUGGAGAUGCAACAGCAAUUGGGAAGGAGUUGCUGUUAUCACAGCUAGUGUUACAGAAAUUAUUAUGCAGAGUUCUGUGCUCUUUGGUGUGAAUUGAGACUCAGUGGUACUCUUACUCCCAUUUUCUGGCUCAAGCUCUGCGAAAUUCUAAUCAGAAAAUGGUGGGGAAGGACACAUAACAACAACCAUGUCAGUGGCUAAUAAGCCAACUUCCUAUAUUGCUAGCUAUUGCUAGCAAUAGCUAUUAGGCUAUUGAUUGAAUAGCUUUCAUAGUGGAUGAGUAUGUCUUCAAAGCUUUAUGGGAUCCUUUUGGGUUCACGAGCGCUGAGGGAUUGAUAGUCUUAACAAGGACAGAAAAUCUAUUUAGUCUAUUGCCUUUGUUAGCUAAACAUUGUUGGAAGUACAUUGCUUUGGAAGUACUGCAUCCAGUGAUCUAGUGGGUUUCAAAUUGCAAAGCAGUACCAUGGCAAAGUUGUGGAAGACCAAUAAGACUUGUGGGAUUUCGUGGGUGCUAGUAGAGUGGGGAAAUUAGAAUUGGGAGUUUGUGAGAUAGAACCAUCUCAUCUUCCUCAUCUGUUCAGUGGAACACAAAACCUCCUUUUUGGAUACUGCCCUGUCUCUUCUUAUCUGUUCACUGGAAAACAAAACUGCUUAUUCAGACUAUCAUAUAUCAGUCUUAAAUAUUCUGCUAGAAAUUUAUUUACAUCAGCCCCCUCCCUUUUUUCCACCAUGGAACUCGCCAUACAUGGGUUCCUAUAUCGUCUCCUCCUCAAGAUGCUGAUCAGAAGCAAACAGACUUGGCUUCAGUGAGGUUUCUGCAUCAUGCGCCUUCAGAUCAUUGUUUUCUGACAGGGCUAGAAAGAAACUCUUAAAAGGCCAAGUGCAAGCUCAGCUCUUCUUUUUUUUUUUAAUAAUAUUUAUUAAGAGUUUAAGAAUUAAAGAAUAAGAAACAGAAAAAAUAAACAGUACAAAUCAACACAUUACAAUACAUAUACAUAAAAAAGCAAAGCAUAAAAAACACAAUACAUCAAAACAAAAACAGAAACAAUUAAAAACAUAUCCAAUAUUUCCAUAUCUUUAUCUUUCAUUAACUUGUUUCAUCGACCUCCUCACACCUCCCUUUUUGUAUUCUAGUUAUUAAUUGUUUCAGCAAAUCCUUUCCAUCUUUCACUAUUUUCUAUCAUAUAAUUAUCAUAAUUUAUUUUAACCUUAUCUUACUAUUAAUACCCUAAAACUUAUUUAUACUUAACUCCUUAUAACAUUUCUACUAAAGCCGUAUAAUUUCAUUCCAACAUUUUUCUAACACUCAUUAAUUUUACAACAUUUCUCUAAAUAAAAUUAAAUUAAAAUUCUAAUCCUCUUCCACCGUCUCCUCUCCCUGGUCUCGGAUUCUGUCAGCCCUUUCUAUCAAUACCAUAUAGUCCAUUAACCUGGUGACCUUCUAUCCAAGGCUCUUAACUCUCUUCCCUGUCCCUUCUGCAGAUCUUCUUCAUAUAUAUCCAUGCAUAUUGCUUUGUCUUCUGCUGAUCUUGGUCUUAAUUUCCUUCCUUUGGCACUGAGGAGUAGAUCUCGGGGGAGCUCCAACCUAGCAAUGUCUUUAUUCCUUCUCAACAGGUCAGCCCAUUCUCCAUAGUCAGAAUUAAAGUCCAAAAGAUAUUUCAGAGCGCCACUCUCCCCCUGACCCAAAUCCCAAUCCCAAAGGCCAAAGCAUCCCUGCAUAGGAGGAUCUAUCCAACUUUCCUUCUCCAAUCCAAGCAGGGUUUCAUCCAACCAAAUCUGACUUUCUCUAGAUUCAGUCAUAAAAGGCAACAGCUUAUUUUCAUCAAAUUGCCUCCGGGAGGCCGGAGCUCCCUCCACUUGAAUUACUUGAGAUUCAACAACAACUUUCUCCUUCAUCUUCUCCACAGCUUGCCAUAUCAAAACAGAUUCCUGGGUCAAUUCCUGAGUAAUUUCUGUAUAAGUAUUCCCUUUUUGACCCAACUCGGCCGUUUUCCCCCCCAAGUUGUCAAUUUUAGUAAUCCUCACAUCCGUCUUCUCAUGAAGCUGUUCCAAUAAAGCACUUGUCUUGCAAAAUGCAAUCACUAGGGCUUCUGUCAACAUUCUUGUCCAAGGUCAAACUCUAGUUCUCACACUCUUUAAUCUCUGCAGCUGGAAAAUUCCCCAGCUCCACUCCUGCAACAGUUCCAAAAGCUCCCUCUAAAGGAAACAAUUUCUAUUUGUAUCCAUCCUUUUAAGGACAGAUCCAGCCACCGGGCUAGUUUCAAUUUUCAGUUACUUUUUUUCCUCCUUUUUAAAUGUAAAAGGAAACAAUUGAAACAGUGUAUUACUCUUACUUAACUAUCUGUCAACAUCGUUUUGUUCUCAGUCAAUGAAGCAUUAAUCUUACUGACAGUCCAUUCCCAGGUUCGAAACGGUGAUGAUUUAUCUUUCUUCACUCUCUCUCCUGCAGGCUUAAACAAUAAAAUUUCCCCCCUCUUCUCCUGCUUCCAAGGGGGGGUUUAGUUAUUUUAACCGAUGGAGAUUUAAUCCUUCACAUAAAACUGUCCAGGCUUUAGCUUGCAACGUCUUUGCUUUACUCUGUUUACAAGAAAGGAAGGCGGACUUCCUGUUUGAGACCUUCCCGUUUCGAUGCCAAAUUAAAAAGUUUAGAAAUCCAAUUUUCCGUUCUACUCACGGGUAGUUGUUUAGAGUCCAAUUGUCCACAGGAAAAAGUCAGCGCUCUCCAGCAACAGCAAUGCGGCUUCACUCUGUGAAAGAAGCAGUCGAUUCAAAGCACCGCGCCGCUCACCCCACGUCGCUCCGGAUCCCCGAAACCAGGUUUCCCCGCGAGUAGGGGAGGCGCAAAAGGUGCCAGCCGAAUCCCACGUCCACAGGCUUCUCCCGCCUGUGGUUUUUAAUGGGUCUCCGCCUCGCCGUGGCGGUUCAGACCCUGUUUUCCACGGAGCGGAUUCCUCCCGAUCAGAGGAAAUCCGCCAUUGCCAGAGGCGCCAACCCGGAAGUCCCAAGCUCAGCUCUUCAGGUGGUAAAACAGUGGCCCUCUUCACAGGCUAGCAACAGUGCUGUGUGUUUCCUUACAAUGAUGCUCUGUGCGGAGCCUCCAGGUAGCACGAAUGCUGGGAGAGCCAGGCUACAUGGCUUUGAUUUUCUGCAUGGAACAACUGAUACACCAGUAAUACAUAAGUAUAUUUGUGUUCUUACUCUCCUAGCCCAUGAAGCAAAAUGUCCUACCAUCACAACCAUCCUUCAUAAGCUGCAAGCAAGAUUUUCAUCAAGGAUUAACUUUAAACCUUUUAUUAUUCCAUAAAAUUCAUAUGCCACUUGAUGGUUAAAACACCUCAAAGCAGUUUCCAAAACUUCCGUUUCAAAGUUUUUUACAGAUGAAGCAGAGAAAGAGCCUAACUUUUUGACAUAAGAAAACAGCACAGCACAGCCAGUGGCUAACCUCUGACAAACUGUUGCAGUUGUCUUAAAAUUUAUGAUUGCUGAUUUUACCACCUUAUCAUUUUUACUCUGCCACUUUUUUUGCUUGUCUAAUAGGCCUGUUCUUCAUGGCAAACUGAUUUCAAACUGUAAAUAUGACUAGAUUUUCAAAAGCUUCAUAGAAUGCAGGUCUGCUGUUCAAAGGAAGAAGGCAAAUUGUACUGGGCAUAUCCAAGUCUUAUGGAUCCUGACUUUCAGUAACACGUUAAUAUUUGAAAACAAAAUAUAGAGGCUCAAUUCACCCAUUUAUGUAGCAGCCACUCAAUGGGAAGCCAAAGCAAUCCUAGCUAUGUGGCAGGUGUACUUUUAUGAUAUACACAUUCACUGUAUUCACAAUUUACAUUAUUGGAUUGCAUUGCAUUUUUUUUAAAAAAAGAUUGCACGUAGUCCUAAAUAAGUCAUCUUUACUAUGUCUCAGAGGCUGUUGUUGGAAGAAAUGCUAUAUUUCCCUCAAAUUUUCUGUGUUUCAAAAUAGACUCUCUGCAUGCAGCCUGAAAUUGAUUUCCAUUGAUAGACUCAAUGAAUCUGAUUGAGUUUAUCUUUGAAUUGUCAAAAGGUGUCUAGAACUAAGUCUAAUAAUUUAUCAGAAUUGCAGUUUGGAAAAAAAUGCAAUCAAAUUUCUGAACUAUUUUUUUUUUUUUUUAGAAUAAGGUUUUUCCCCAGAACAGAUGCUUAUAUGCCUGUGCCAAGAAUGGAUUCAGGCCACAACACAGUUUACAUACUAUCCUAAUUUAUUCUAGUAUCAACAUGAGCCUAAAGAAGAGGAACACAAGAACAUUCGGUCAGCUUUUCUUGAGAUGUAUGCAUUGUAAUUGGUUCUGCGAGGCUGCUAUCUUUUGCAUCCUGAUCUAUGGGACUUGUUUCUGAAUAUACACAUAUAGACUUGCACUGGAAAACCUUGCAUAUUUUGAACACGUUUCAAGCAAGUCACAUGGAAAUACCUGCACUUAUAAUUAAUAAUAUUAUCCCUGGAUGCAAAUCAUACCUGAAAUGUAUUUGAAUUUUCUUUCUGUGGAUUGACACUGCUUUCAAUUUUUUCUCUGGCUGUGUUGAUCAUUCUUAAUUUAUCAUAUUUAUUUUAUCAGGGCUUUUCUGUAGUACUUUGUUUCCUAGCCUGGAUUAAUAUUAGUAAGCAGUAAGAAUAAUUAAGAAGGUAACUCAGACUACGAGCAGGGAGCAAAGCUGGUUACAUCUAGAUCCACAAGUUCACCUUUAAUUAUAGCUUUUUGUUUUUACAUAAAGCAGCUUUUUAGUUGCUUCAGAUACACAGCUGCUAAUUCAUUUUCUUUUCAAGGAUCCAAAUAUAACUUUCCUGACAUGUUAAAAGCAAAAAAAAAGUAUCCAAAUCUCUGAUGGAGGAUUUUCUCUCUGCAUCUUCUUCCCUAACCAUUGUCAUUCCACUCAAAUUUGCCAUGAUCUCUUUAGUAAUUCUUCAUUUCCUGAGACGGCAGACUUUCUAUCACAAAAUAAAUAUAAAUAAUAUAUUCUUGUUUCUUACUUUUUGUGCUUCUUACUUUUCACCACGUUGAAUUCUGCUCUGGGCAGCUCCUUCAGGAACAACAUGGGAGGUGGGAGGUGACUUAGUGCGGGAAGGAGGUAUAUAUAUUUUUAAAAGCCCCAAUGUGUAAGCAGAAAAUGGUACAGCCAUUUAAGUCCUGACUUAUUUAGCUAAAUAUUAGAAGCCAUGUCUGGCAAAUCUAGCCUCAAAUACAUUUCUGUAGUAACAAAGAGAUGGAACCAAUAUAAUGUUGAACAAAAGGAACUUGCAUCUUCUCUUUGUUAACAAUGAUCUAUAGACUUGAUGCUAAGAUAUUGGUUAGUUUGUAAUCAAACUCCUGCUGCCUUUUAAGUUUUACAGAAUAGCUUUAAUAAGGGGGUGGGAUUUGUUAGCAAAACAGCACCUCUGUCUUCAGGGCUUAAAAUAAGGUAUCUUAACUAGUCAGUGAACUUUAGUCUCAUAUUUCUCAAACAGUAGCUUCCCAUGCCUCCUGGCAGACUCUUUUAGGAGCUGAAAAGAAUUUCAAAAGCAGCUUGUAAUACAGGUUUUACUGUUUGGGGGUGGGGCCAAAAAUCCACAAGGCAACUGCUAGCCAUUGCAAGAUGGAGCUGUGCUGCUCCUGUUUCUUGUUCCCAGAAUCUGAUAAUUAGAAUACAGAUAAGAUGGUUCAGUUUAGUUAUCACGACAUUGGUAGGUGCAUCCUUCAUUCUUUUUUCAUAAGUUGUCUGAAGUCUAUCACUAACUCUAGUGAUGCAUUAAAAAAUGAACACUAAAAAAACAAUGCUACAUUUGGUUGUUCUACGGUGGCUGUAAUAUGCAGAAAUCUUUUCUCCCCCACACAAAGCUUUUUAACAGUGAGCCAUGAUUAAAUUAGGAAGUGUUCAGUGGAGCAAGCCAAGUUAAAAUUUGGUUUAUGACCCUGGUUUGUUUGAAAGCUGGUAACCAUAGUUUCCUGUUUUGGAUGAAGUGGGAAGCAGUGGCUGAAGACUUCUUGAUUUAAUCAUGGCUCACUGUAAAAGGAUUGUGCGUACUGGCAGAAAUCUCAAAUCAUCCAAACCAGGUCAUUGUGCCACAAGCAUUUUUAAACAGUGGAAUGAGACAGAUUUCUUAUUCCACUGUUUGAAACAAGAUAUGAGAAAGUGGAAAUAGAAAAGUUUUCAUAUAUAAUGACAUAAAAGCUGACAUGUUUAUAAAGACCAAAAGAAUUCAAUGGUAAAAAUAGCAUACCCUCAUUUAUGCUUCAACUAAAUAUUAGUGUAAUAUAUGUUCAUAAGAAAUACAUUUGUACUGGCCUCAGCUAUGGUUGUAAAAUGAAAAUUUUGGGGUGUAUAAGGGUAUAUUGUAUAAUCACACUGAGGCUUACAAGCCUGUUAGACACAAAGGGACUUCUGUAAUUUGAGACACUGUGUGUCUUAAAACAGUGUCUUGCUAUGCUCUUGCACAAUUACCAUUCAUGUCAAUGGCCUGUUGUCUUCCACCUUGUUUCAGAGAGAGAGAGAUAAGAAAAUAGUGAAUAUCUUUUUGUGCCCCUGUAAAUUGGAUGCAAGAGAGUUAGAAUUUAUGCUUCCUUGAGUUAUUUUCUUUUUUCACAUCUUAAUUCAGCCUCUCUUGCUCAAGAAUGAGCAAGGAUUUAAUUUAAAAUGGACAAUUGAAAUCUAAGGCUUUUCUACUUUCUCUGUUGAAAACAUUCAGCAUGGAAAAUGUCACAAGGAAAGACAUGCAAGUUUUGGGCCUUUACAGCUCAUUUGUAGGAAGAAAUGUGCAGCUGGUGAUUGUGUGGUGGACAAAUACUUGUUACUGGGGAAAGCCUAUUCUUCCCCCAGCUAGCAAUGAAAUUGAGAAUACAGUGUGGAAGAUAUGUUAACUGGUGUCAUUGGUACAAAACAGUGCCUACCUGUCCAAUGAGUGAUAGAAAUCUCUGGUGCUCUACAUGCACCAUUUUAUAAACUGUUUUUAAGUUUAAUUCUUAGUUUUGUUUUUAAAAGAUUAAUGGCAGAGGAUGAGUAUUCUGUGGCUAUAUCACUAUAGCAGGGAGUCAUUCAUCUAGCGUCUAGAACAGUGGUUCCCAACCUUUUUUUUUGGUCAUGACCCACAUAAGCAUCUCUAAAAUUCUGACCCCCCCCCCCAGUACAUAUAAUUCUUCUUAUUCAAAAAGCGAACUCCUAUUCACGUGGAGGAAGCCUAAAAGGCCAUUCACUGUUAAUAACUCAUUCUCGAGUUGCCCCCCUUAAAAAUCAAAUUGCCCUCCGUGGGGCGUGGGCCCCAUGUUGGGAACCAUGGGUCUAGAACAUAGAACAUGCAAAGUGUCACAGGAUCAGUCCCCAGCAUCUUCAGCGUCUUGCUACAAACAUGGGAAACUAAUGCCAGUCAAUGUGUGUUCUGAUUCUGUAUAGGGUAGAUUCUUGUGCUCUAAUCCCACAUGCAAACUGGAGACAUCAUCGAAGUUCUUCCUUCCUUCCACAGCAACACCCUUCCAUUUAAUGAACCUUUUGCUAUUUCUCUUCUCCUUGUCUCUCAAGGAUAAGCACUCUUCCCUUCUGAUGUUGGAUUAGACAUCUACCCUUGUAAGCAAUUUAGUGAACAGGGUUAUGCUAUGCAGCACCCCACAGUGAAGCUAAAACAUUUCCUUCCAUUAUAAGUGGGAUAUUCUUUCAUGUGCUGGAUCAGGAGCAGCAAGAGUUUAGUGUUACCUUGUAAAUACCCUCUAGUGGAUGGUAGCCUGCUCCCCACCCCAAAUUACUAGCCUAUGGUAGGCUGGCAGAAAAGGUGCAGAGAGCUGUAUUUCAAUGCUGGGCAUGGAUGAAGGGGCUUCCCUCCUCUAGCAGCCCUCUUGGCUACUAUACUGAGCUCAGCGGACGAAUGGGGCACUCUGUGUUUCAACUGAUGGACUCAACCUUCAUGCAGUUCCUGGUCAGCUGUGGUUGCCAGGGAAGUGUUCAGAUGCAAUAAUGAUUUAGUGCUAAGGGAGAAAAAAGUCUUACUGUCUGGAAAGGCUCAAUAGAGGCUUUGCAGCCCCUCUUGGUUUUGUGCCAGCUUUACCCGUCAGUGGUAGUACAGACAGAAGCACCCCACAUGUCUGGACUAUGAUGAUCAGAAGAACUGACACAGUGCACCUGCUGAUUCUGAAUAUUGCAGCCCUGUAGAUGUACUUUAGAAAUCAGAUAUGUAAAGCAAUAUAAACUUACCAACUCAGGGGGAUCUUUGCAGACUGAGUUGGAAUGCAGAGACAUGGGUGAAAAAAUACAAGCACUUACAGUGACUUUGAACAUUUCAUUGCUGAUCAGCAACAGGCUGCAUAAGUUCCUAGUGCUUCAUAUUCAUUUACAACAGGGGUUGUCAACCUGGUCCCUACCACCCACUAGUGGGCAUUUCAGGAUUCUAGGUGGGCGGUAGGGGGUUCUACAGCACAAGCUGAAUCCUCCUUCCAUCAAACACUGGUGGGCGGUAAGGAAAUUUUAACAUCAAGAAAGAUGCAUUAGUGGGCGGUAGGUAUAAAAAGGUUGACUACCCCUGAUUUACAGCUAUGUUCCUUCUACAAUGUAGCCUUUGCUUCAGAGAGUGCAGGCUUCAUUGCAGAACCUUUGUUUCAGAUGUGACAUUGCACAAAUGCCGGAGACUUGGGCACCCCAUUCUUGCCUAAGUAAUAUCCAAGUUGCUCUUAGACUGGGUUUCAGUCCCCAUGGUCUGCUUUUGAGUCCUGAUUCUAAAUUAUUAUAAUUUAGUGCUUGGAAGCAAAUAAGGAGAGAUUCCUCUCUUCCGAAGAGACAGUAUUGGAAUUGUGGCUAAAUUGGACAGUGCAGAGCAGUGUGUUAUUGUUCACCUGUACUGUGGAAUGGAAGCCCACAACUGCAGGGUGCAUGCGACCCUCACUAUAUAUUAUGUACCUUGUUUGGAAGCUUAUCACUAAUAUGACCACAGUGUCACCUGGAGAAAAAACAAAGCACCCAAAUAGUGGCUUUCAAAUUUUGUUUCUUCAGGGAAUCCAUUCCAUGAACAUUUGUCUGCUAAGAAAAUCCCAUCUGUUGGAAACUUAACACCAGCUAGGCCUUUUAGACAUAAUCACAGUUGUGAUUAUGACGACUGAAAUUAUGCUCUGCAGCUGGGGAAAAUCUGUAAUGGAAAACCUACUUCAUGGAGGAAACCAUUCAGAACAAUCACUCUGUUCUUUGGAAACAAAGUUUGAAAACUACUGCAGGAGGACAGAGUGCUCUUGAACUCUGGUCCUACCUUCCAGCUUCCUACUGGCAUCUGGUUGGCCACCGUGAGAACAGGAUGCUGGACUUGAUGGGCCACCGGCUUGAUGCAGCAGGCUCUUGUGUUCUUACUGCCAUAAAUGGGUGCCCUGUAAGCUUUAGGUAAAGCAUUCAUUUUUUACAAGCUUCGAUGGCUGCUUGUGCAAGAAGUAUUGCAUCAAACACAUAGCUAGACAUACAUAAAUGUUAUCAAAACCAACUCCAUACCAAAUGAAAUGCACAUAAAGGGUUUUUCGUAUGUAACGGUAAAUGGUUUAUGUCUUGUUCGUAAGAAGAGUUCCAGUUGUUUCAGGGAAAGUAGUAUUAUCCUUUAAAAAGGUGGUGGUGCGGGAUUCAUCAAGUUGAAGAAUAUUUUGCAGUUAAUGAUGAAAUGGAGGUCCUAGAACACCAAACCUACUGACACUAGAUCAGGGUGCAGAACCCUCACCCCAAGGACUACAUUCUCACAGGCAAUCUCUGGAGGUGGCAGGCCAGUCCUCGGAGGGGCAGUGGGGAGAGGCAAAAGUGUGUGGGGCAACAAAUGAAAUUCUUAACUUUGUGCAGUAGGCUACGCAUCAGCCACACCCAAGCCAGGAAUGCAUACACACACCUAAACUAUUAGUCGUAAUUGAAGGACACAUUCCAGGCAAAAGCACUUGAGGAGGGUUAGCUGAGCAGUGUCUGUGUGGGGAGGAGCCCAAAGGAGUCUUAAGAGAGCACGAGCUGCAGGUUCCCUAUCCUGACUUAAAUAAUAAUGUAGAAUGCUUUUACUUCUUUAGUGCAAGAUUGACCUAACCGUUUGAGUUUUGUUUGUUUUACAGAUAAAAGCAAAAAACUAUGACAAAGUAGAAAAGGUGAGUGUAUAAGUAUGGCCUAUAUUUUAAAUAGAUUUGGAAGGAAGAAUAAAUACAUGGAUCAUCUAUUCUCCUUUGUUAAGUGAUGUGGAGAAGUCAGUCUUAAGCUUGCAAACAGCUAAUUUGUGCUAGCAUUUGCCUUGGAAAUUAAGUAUAAAGUGUCUGCCACUUUGUGGCAAAAGGCAAGAAACUUGGAAAGAGGAAGAGAUACACACCCCUUCCCAUUUCUAACAUCUGCUUGAAAACCCAUUUUCCACAAGAAGGUUUUGGGGCGAUGGCCUAGUGGCGGCUCCCACAUGAGUACCUCAAAAAGAGGUUGGGCCGCCCCAGCCUUGUGACUUCAAAAGCACUUACAUGGUGGUGCCAUUUGUGAGAACCACAUGGCGUUCUCUGCCCUCCAUAUGGGUACUGUCUAUGUGACCACCACAGUUAAUGCAAUCUGGCAAGUCUUUUUCAAGAUACUACACCAGGCAUCCCCAACCUGUGGCCCUCCAGAUGUUUUGGCCAACUCCCAUGAUCCCUAGCUAACAGGACCAGUGGUCAGGGAUGAUGGGGAUUGUAGUCAAAAACAUUGGAGGGCUUAAGGUUGGGGGUGCCUGUACUACACUCAUGCAAAUUGUAGCAACUACACAAACAUUUCCCACAUGGAGAUGCCAGACACUGCCUCUGUGUGAGUGAUGCCAGUCUGCGAGCUCACAAUCUUGUGGCACUCAUAAGGGAACUACCAUUAAGUAUGAAUUGAGUCUGUAUUUUUGUCCUCGUGAAGGGAAGGGACAUUCCACAGUGGGGGUGCCACCUUUGAAAAGGCCAUUUCAUUCACUGUAUCACAUGAGGCUGCUUCACUCACUUGGCGAGGGGCAUUCUGGGAAAGGUCUCUGAAGAAGAUUAUAGGAUCCAGGCAGGUAAGAAUGGGUGGAGGGAAUCCCUCAGGUAACCAGGGCCCAAGCCACUUAGGACCUCAAAGUUUUACAGCAGUGUUAUGAAUCAAGCCUGGAAAUGGACUGGAAGCUAGUGUAGAUGGCAAAGUACUGGCAUAGUAUAAUCAGAGUCACCAAUCCCAGUUCAUAAUCUUGCUGCCCUAUAUUGGACCAGCAGAAUUUUUCAAGGCAGCCUCACAUAUUGCAGUAGUCCAAAUGGGAGGUUACCAAAGCACAGCUGUCUGUCUAGGUAAGAUUGCAGUUGAUAUGUCACCUUCAGCUGAUAAAAGGCACUCUGUGCCACUGAGGCCACCUCUGCGUUCAGUGACAUGAUAGACCUAGGAGCAGCCCAAACUACAAGCCUCGGAAGCUUUCUUCCUUUCCAAUCCUGGUUUGAGUUCAAGAUGGGGUUGCAAAAGUUUCUACCACAGGCUUUUUCUGCACUCAGAGUCAGGAGCUCUGUUCUGGAGCUCACAAGUGAAGCCAAUCCCAGUUGAGCUUGCAUUUAUUAUGAAAUUUUUAAAGCACCACUUACCAAAGAACAAUUGGGAACACACUUUUAAGGCUCCUGAUCAUUCCUUUGCAGCAGCAGUUUUACCUGCCUCAAUCCCUGCUUUAGGGGGAGUACAACUCUCUCCAGAACAGGUUUAAAACCACUCAGAUAAAUGGAUGAACCACUUAGUAAAGUCAUUCCUCCUUGUAUGCUCAUCUGCUGUUAUGCUCAUAUUUCCCAGUCCCACUUAGUCCUUUCAGCUGUGAUCCAAAGUUUAUUUACUGCUCCUACACACAGUAAUUCAGAGGUUUUCAGGGCAUGUAUCUGUGCUUCAAUAUGUGUAAAGUGGCAAUGUCAAAACAGAGGUACACCACUAUGCCAAACAGAGGGUGCAUGUAUUGCAAGGUUCUCGUACAGGAUGGAUGCAUUUCACAGUUCUGACAGCAUCCUUGCCUUUACAUUAAGACUUGGCUGUUAUUCCUGAGUCUGUGCCUGUCUGUUUUAAAAGGAAUGCAGACUGAACCUUAGUUUGUUUGUUCAAGCUCCCAAGUGCCUCCUGAUGUCUAUUCAUGGAUUCCUGUUGUUGUUUUUCUUCAAUGUGACUAGCUGUUUCAGAGGUGCCUUAUGAAAGUUUUACACAUUGACUUAUGGAAGUGCUACCUUUCGUAUGUGCGAGAAACCAAAGGGAAGCUACCUAGUUAUAAGUAAGUAAAUGCUGUUUGUGUUAGCUUCUUUUUUUAUUGCAAUCUAAUUCCUUUUUCAGUUAAGGAUGCUGAAGCAGGAUCACAGUCUCCCAAGUUAGCUUCUGAUUUAAAGUAAUAAUUAGACAACUACUGCCCAUAGACUUGCCCAUGUAGCAAGGUGAAGCAACCUCCACCAAGACAGGGGUUGGUAAAGGAAGGAACUGAUGCCUGAAAGGUUCAGCAAGACAUUUAAAAGUGUUGGCUCCAGUGGGGGUCACAUGGGGACACCCAACAUAGAAUGUUGUCCUAGAUGGCCUAGUGCCAUAAAUUCGGGUCAGCACUGACGCCUACAUGGUGUUCUUUGUCAUUGUAUAUAUGCCUCUUGAUUCCUUCCAGUUGAUUAUUAAACUUCAUUUGCCAACAAAGUGGCACUUCUGAAGCAGCCUUAUACAAGAUACCAGAAGGAUCUGUUGCUUUUUCCCACUGAUCUACUAAUCCAAAGAAGGUGUGAUCGUCACAGCUGUUUCUGAUUCCCCUCCCACUGACAAGUUCUGUUUAUUUGAUUUAGUUAUGAAAUUUCUAGGCUGCUCUUCAUCACACACAGCAAUUACAGGGCAAGUUCUCAAAUAAUAUAAAAUUACAUCAUAAACCUAAAACAGCAAUAAAAUACAAUCACUAAGAGGCCAAUUAUCAGUAAAACAUAGCCAGUGCAGGAUAAACCUGAGACUUUGGGUAAUCUCUGCUAAUUUCCUCCCAAAGCCAGGAAGUACAAGUAUGCUUUCACUUGGCACUAGAAACCUAACUAAGUUCUUACCAUCUGCACUUUCAGGGAGAGAAUUCUAUAGUCAGAGCAACACAGUGCCACAACAAACCAUGCCUGGUGCCAUUUUUAUUUACUCUUUUAAGUAUUUCUUCCAAUCACAUCCCAUGUAAGAAGCUUAACAACAAUAAGGGUUGUACAACUAAAAACAAAACCAGUUAUUUAGAAUCCUGUGCCAACUGUGUAAACCCAGAGAAAGAACAAUAAGAGCAACAUUUACAGGAUAGCAUCCCCUCAUAUAAACAGGCAUGUAUUGCGUUUCUUUCAAAAUAUUAAAAGGAUGAUGAGGAACCAUUAGUGAGCUUUAGUUAAGUCAACCAGCUACAAAUCCACCUAACACUUACCUCAUUCAGCUUCUCCACAAGAAUAUCAUGGGGGACUAUCAAAAGCCUUACUGAAAUCAAGAUACACUACGUCCACAGUAUUCCCCUGAUCCACCAAGUGAAAUGAGAUUCAUCUGGCAUCCUUUUCUAAGUCCUCACAGACCAACCAUUAUCUGUUCUAGGACCUCAAGCUGACCAGUCAGUAGUUACCUGGGUCUUCUCUCACCCCUGGAGAUUUGAAUUCUUCUAAAAUAGCUAGAUGCUCCCUUACCACCUCUUUUUUAUCUUAGACUGCAGCUCCCUCCUUGCAUAAUUUGUUCUGUUAUCACUAGGCUGGGCACUGCUUAUUAAGAUUGUAGUUUAAAACUGUAAUUUUUGUAAUUUUAAUAGUAAUUUUACUAUGUGGCUCUAAUAGUGUAUGUGUUUUCCUCCAGAGAAAAAAUGGCUCAGGCAUAUGACUUUGCUCUGGAUAAAAUUGGCAUGGAAAUAAUGUCUUACCAGGUAUGUUUCUUUUCUCAUUAAAUAUUUUUUAGUGGUGUUUGAUUAUAGCUACAAACUAAAUGUUUACUGCUCUGAUUCUAUAUAUUUUUACCUUAGAUCUGGGUGGAUUACAUCAAUUUUUUGAAAGGCGUGUAAGUACAAAAAUCUGCCUUCUGUCUUAAUUAAUGCAGUGUUAAUAUUCGUACAGGUUGCAGUAUGUAAUUGGUGGUAUGUUACUGUCUUGCCUCACAAUUUAGUGAAGCAGUAGGAUCCUAUGCAGAAAACCAGAGGAUAACUGCUGUGCGCAGGGUAUAUCAACGGGGCUGUGUGAACCCAAUGAUCAACAUCGAGCAACUCUGGCGAGAUUAUAACAAAUAUGAAGAGGUAAAUAAAAAGAUGCCUGAUGUUCAAACAAGAUUUAGCUAUUUUCCUCGACCUGCAGCAGUGAGGUUACUUGAAUAGGCUCUCUGCAAGCCCCUUUCUAUUGCAAGUGUAGACCUCUGAAAAACAUUGUGAAGGGUGGACAGAAGGAGCAGGACAAUAAAGUCUUUUUCUGUAAGCAGCACAAACCUGCCUCUCAAACUUGCUGGGACUUUUUGUUUGUUUGCCAGUACACUUUUGCCCCAAUUCUAGGUGGAUGAGGCUACUUCCAUUGCCUUAAGGAUACUGGGUCCUCCAACCAUCUUUAGAUUCUUCAUCUGAUGGUGUUCUUUGUACAGUGGGAAGGACCAUCUCCCAGCACCAGGAACAAGAGAACGAGGAGCUCCAGUGCACUGACUUGAGAGACCUGUGCCUAUCAUUUCAUGGAUACUUUAGUUGGGAUUCCUGCAUUGCGGGGGGUUGGACUAGAUGAUCCUUGGCAUCUCUUCCAACUAUAAAAUUCUAUGAUUGUAUAUGCUUAAUACCACUGGGCUGCAGAACAUAGGAUUGUCUCCUACUGAAACAGCAACUUUACCCUCCUUGAGCAGGACCCUAAUCCAAAUGACAAGUGUUUUCCCAUUUUGUCUAGCAGAAUAAAAUUGUAGAAUAAAAUUGUACAUAACAUAAUAACAAUAACCCCUCCACACACAUUGUUGAAAAGGUCAUAGAUUGCUUAAUCAGCCAAAGGCCUGGGAGAAGAAGAAUUGUUUCCAGCAUGUGCCUAAAGAUAUGUAAUGAAGGUGCCAGGCAAGCCUUUGUGGGGACAGCAUCCCAAAAACGGGAGCCACUGCAGAAAAAGCCUGUUCUCAAGUACCAUCCGCCAGACCUCUUGUGGAGGAAGCACACAAAGAAGGGCCUCAGGUGAUGAUUGCAAGGACUGGGUCAGUUCAUAUGGGUAGAGACAGUCCUUGAGGUAUUCUGGUCUUGAGCCAUUUAAGGCAGGCUUCCUUAAACUUGACCCUCCAGAUGUUUUGAGACUACAAUUCCCAUCAUCCCUGACCACUGGUCCUGCUAGCUAGAGUUGUAGGCCAAAAAACAUGGAGGGCCGCGUUUGAGGAAGCCUGAUUUAAGGCUUUAUAGGUCAAAACAAGCACUUUGAAUUGGGCCCGGAAACCAAUUGGCAGCUAGUGUGGUCGGGCCAGGAUUGGUGCUAUAAAUAAAAAAGCCCAAACGCUUAGAAGAUAAAGCAAUUAAAACAAUUAAAACAAUCAGAGUAAGGCCAACUCCACAGCAGACAGCAUUAAGGGGGCAGCCUUUGCCUUUGCUCUCCCACUGAAGUGGCUCUUCCCAAAGGGAGCCCAGCUUUUAUUCCACCAGCCCAGCUAAAUGCCCAUCUAGGAGUGAAGUUUUGGGUGUUUCUGGGAGCUGCCAAGUCAGGGCUUCUGGAGGCAAAGCUCAGGAGUCCCCCUGGGAAGCAGGCAGCUAGUUCCCCCUUCGAUGUUCCUGGGAGUCCUCCCUUUCUCACAUGGGUGCUGUGCAUCCAGAAACCCCCACAGCAGCCCAGCUUUUAUUUCACCACUUAUUUGGGGACAAGUACGAAGUGACAGCUUUCCAGUGCAAUUCUAUGUUGAUUAAUGCUAUCUAAGUCUCAGUGAGUUCCAUGAUGCUUACAAAUGAGGCAGCAUGCAUGGGAUUGCAAGCCUGGUCCUGAGCAGGGCUUCACUUCUUGUUUUCUGUCUUCCAGGGAAUAAACAUCCACUUAGCUAAGAAAAUGAUUGAAGAUCGCAGUAGAGAUUAUAUGAACGCUAGACGUGUGGCUAAGGUACAGGCUCCCGGUUGUUUUGUUCCCCUUUUGUCUUGAUUUAAUACAGCAUGGAUAUUUGUUGCAUGCUUGAGCUGCAGCCGAUUACUAAGUGGAGUUGAUAAAGAGUAACUUUAAUAUAAAGUUUUGUUUCGAAGCCCACCUUAAUGAAACCUCUUCUCUGUUCCUUUCUGUCUCUUCAGGAAUAUGAAACUGUGAUGAAAGGUCUGGACCGCAAUGCUCCUUCAGUCCCACCCCAAAAUACUCCCCAAGAAGCUCAGCAGGUAGACAUGUGGAAGAAGUAUAUUCAGUGGGAAAAGAGCAACCCUCUACGUACUGAAGACCAAACCCUUAUAACAAAGAGAGGUGACUGUACAUUUUUGUUGUGCUCCUUAGAAAUAGUGCAAAGAUCACCAUAGUAAUUAAGUUGUGCUGAUGUUACUUUGGGGUGCAGGACUCUUACAAAAUAUACAAACCUAGCUGCCUGGACUGUGUACUUAAAUCCCAUUUAUUGCAGUGGGCUUCGUUGCACUUUGCUUUUCUCCAGAAAGAAAAGUUUCUACUUAUAUAUUCCUAGCACUCCAUAGGUAGAUAAUUUGCAAAAGGAACCUGUUGGUGCCUCUUGAAACAGUAGACAUAAGCUCUCAUGGCUCAGGGUGCAAAAACAUUUGAAAUCUUAUAAAGAGAACAUCACGUUGGUCCUUUUGCCAUUCAAGGGCAUGUAUAAUGAGACUUUCCUGUGAGGACAGAGCUCAGUUUUUUUUGACCACCAACAGUUUCAAAGUCAGCAUUUUAUUAGCUCGAGAGGAGUCGGGAAUUAUAUGUCUGGAAAUCUCUAAAGAUGUUGAUAGGGCAUAGAAUUGAAGAGGGCGGCUCUUGAGAUCAUGUGGCUGGCUCUUUAAGAGACCUGCAUUGUUAGUUACAUUUGUGAAUCAUUGGCAGAAAUGCAUCAGUGAUUCAACUUGUAAGGUACCACCCGCUAGGAAUCUAUCUUGUUUCAAUGUCUUCCCAUAGUGAUGUUUGCAUAUGAACAAUGCCUGUUGGUGCUGGGACAUCAUCCAGAUAUUUGGUAUGAAGCUGCACAAUAUCUCGAGCAAUCCAGCAAACUACUAGCUGAGAAAGGGGUAAGAGAAGACAGUAAGAAAUACUGCAUUUUAUGUACAGCAUUUAAACAUAUCUAUAAUUGGUACUAAACUAAAUAAGUUGAACUUGGGUCCAUUGAGAUCCGUGUGAAGUUAGACAUGAUUAAGGCAAGUCACGAUUUCAGUGACAACUAAAUUCAGCUAAUUUAAUCUGGAUCCAGCCUAUGUUUUCGUUUGUUUGUUUUGUGGGACCUUGUUAUUUGACAAUGAAGUAGUGAAUUCUAUCAAAGUUGUAUGGGAUCAUAUGCAAAAAUAUAUCAUCCCAUUUUUAAAUUGUGGGAGAUCUUUAAAAGAGAAAAUAAAAAUGCCAAGUCCAUAAAAGUAAUUAAGUAUUCUGAAUUUACCAUGUUGCUAAACUAUAUUCAAUUUUUACAAUUAGCCUGUGAAGUGAAAUCACAUGUUUCUAAUAAGAUCCAUUAUUGUAGCUGCUGAGUUCUUGCUACAAGGUAACCCACUUGGGUUUACAAUAUUCCUGUAGAGUUGUUAAUGAGGACAGGACUGAAAACUAUUUUUAUUUUUCAUACUAGUCCUACAGUUAGUUGAUUUUCUCAUAUUUUCUCGAUUCCAGGACAUGAACAAUGCUAAACUGUUUAGUGAUGAAGCUGCAAAUAUUUAUGAACGAGCAAUCAGCACUUUACUAAAAAAGAACAUGCUUCUUUAUUUUGCAUAUGCAGAUUAUGAAGAGGUGAGUCCUUAGGUGACAUUAUUCUUUCAAUCUCCAGUUCAACUAGCUUUUUCUUUCUUGUGCAUAAUCUUGAUUGGAGAACUUAAUCUUGGCAAAUUCAAAUAAUCAGGGCUGGUAAUAAUUUUGAGCAUAAACUAGUUAAACUAAACAUGGGCUUUUUUGUAUUUUCUCAGAGUCGGAUGAAAUAUGAGAAGGUACACAGCAUAUAUAAUCGGCUCUUAGCUAUUGAAGAUAUUGAUCCCACGUUGGUAUGUUUAGUCAUCAUUGUUUCAUCUUGUUGAGAUGACUAUAGAAUAAAACGUUGUGUAUUUCUCUUUGGUCGGUUCCCAAAGUAUUCCAGUUGAAAAUGUAUAGAUAAUGUCAGUCACAUUUUCAAUGUUUGUUAUCAAUUGCCUUUUUUCUUCCAAUUUUUUUUGUACAUUAUUCAGCUGUUUUGCCAUAUCUGUGGUGUAUAAUUUGUGACUCAGUAAAAUUUGAAAGAUUUCAUGUUGUAAUCUGUUUCUAACCUUCCACUUAAUUAAAAAUAAUUAUGAGCAGAACUGUUGUUGACAAUAAGAUUGGCCUUGCUCACAAAUAACAGCAAGCCAAACUUAGGAAUGAGCAAGCAUUCUGUUGCUUAGAGGGGGAAAAGUGUGGCCUCUUUGCACCUCCGCUGGUUCUGCUGCUGUGUCCCUAUUUACAACCAACCAUGGUUUGGCGUAGGAUGGUAUUCAGACCUGGGCUCAUGUUUUGUCUCAUUUGAAACAAAUCACGAGUCACAACUAUGGUUUAGAAGCCAUGACUUUAAUAUGGUGUUGACUUCUAAAAAUAGAGUCACAGCUUAAAGGUGAUCCUACCUUUUCCACCUAUAUGUUUCAGGUAUAUAUUCAGUAUAUGAAGUUUGCAAGGCGAGCAGAGGGCAUAAAAUCAGGCAGGAUGAUAUUUAAGAAGGCACGAGAAGAUGCCCGGACCCGUCAUCAUGUCUAUGUUACAGCUGCUCUGAUGGAGUAUUAUUGCAGCAAGGUAUUAUUGCAACACAGUGAAUGAAACUUUUGCUUCAGCCUCUGGAUUCUUCUGUCUGCAACUAAUAACGUUUUGAAAUCUGCAGGACAAGUCAGUGGCCUUUAAGAUUUUUGAGUUGGGGCUAAAGAAAUAUGGAGACAUUCCAGAAUACGUCUUGGCAUAUAUUGAUUAUCUUUCUCAUCUCAAUGGUAAGUUCUGGGAGCUGGGAUAAUUCAUUACACUGGACUCUGGGGUUACAACUUUUUUCCAAGACAAAAACCUUCUUUACCUGAAAUUGAGCAGUUUGUUUGGAAUGGACCUGUGAAAAUUCAGAAUUCAGUUACCACUGAUAUUGGUGGCAUCCCUCCAUAUUAUAUCAUAAGUGAGCAGAUGGGACUUCACUGCUCAUUGUUUUGCAUACUGCUUGCUUUGUCAGGUCUUUAGCCAAUAAUGUGUUGGGGAAAACUGACUUCAAGAGUGUGUAGAUGGAUGUUGAUACAUCGUAAUGUAUAGCUUAUAUGUAGAUAAUUUGUAUAGAAUUGUGGCUAAGAAUGUGAGCUGAGAACCUUCAAUUCAAAUUUCUCCCCACUCAGUGGUAAUUGUAGGCAGGCUGUUAUUUCCCCAGCUCUUCUCUCCAUCAGUAAAAUCAGGAUGAUAGUGGGAGACACCCAACAUUGCACGAGUAGAUUUCUACUCCCCUUGCUCUCCUCUUUCUUGAAGUCAUCCACAAUAUCAAAAUUCUCCUCUGGAGGGUUGGGGGAUGAAAUUAAAAGCAAACACCUGAGAACAGUCAAAUCUCAUGACUGUUCUCCAACUGGGUUAGCUUCGGACUAGUGCUGUGAGGAGUUCCACUUGCUUUUUGGGAAGGUGGGCAGGGCUUUCCUUCUUCCCUCUGCAGCCCACUGAAAACCUGUUCUGGAGGUUUGUAGCAACCUCCAGAGGAACACAGGAGGUAUGGGGCAAAAGGGAAAGAGGCAAUUGGUGAAAAUCAUCACCACCACCUUUCGAGGAACAUUUUUUGUAUGGAUGGAGUCUUGCUGUUUGCAGGCAGUAAACUCAGAUCCAGUCCAUAGACUGUUAAUUUGAGUGAGGACUUCAGAUUGAAAAAUCAGCAGCCUGCAAGAACACAAAGGGCACAAAAAACCAAUGGCCAGUAUUGUCCUAAGCAGCUGCUUCUUGUUUAGUACUUAAGUGUGCUGCUGCUGCCAUCAAUUUUUAAACAGAGUAUUUAAUUCUUAUUUUAUGGUUCUGGUUGUUUUAAUUCAUUUUAGUGUGUGUUUUUAUACCUACCUCUCAGCUGCAGUUAUAAUUUGUGGGUUUGUCUUCUGCAGAGUAGAAGUGAGACUCCCAUAGCUUUUUCUAAAGCAUUUUCUCCAUGUGUCUCUUCUCCCUGAGAUUACUUUAGCAAUAAUGAAAUUGGGGUUGCAAAUUGGGUUUUUCAUCUUUCACAGGAAUUGAAAUUAUGUCAAGAUAUUGUCUCCCCCCCCCCGCCGUAAUUUCCAGUUUUUUAAAAUAUAUAUAUAUAUUUAAAGCUUGUUUUCAUCUUUCUUUUUUAAUAUUUUUUUUUAAAAUAGAAGAUAAUAAUACAAGAGUCCUGUUUGAACGAGUAUUAACCUCAGGGAGCCUCCCACCUGAGAAAUCUGGGUAAGCUUCGCCAAAGCUCCAUUCCAAGUCGUCUGCUUUGCUAUACGUGACAACCCUUGUACAACAUAGAUAUUAUCACAGAUUAAUGAGGGGAUGGUUGUUGCAGCCUGUACUGCCAUUUUCGUCCUAAAUAAGGAGCCAGCUGCUGAGAGAGAGAAGCCAGAGAUUGUAAGAAUUUUCUAUGGAGUUCAUUCCUUGGAUGCCAGAACGUGCUCUCAUCUCCAUUGUGAAGAUAACUGCUAUAUGGAGUGUUGUUGGAAAGUAGAUUUGGCCAAUAUAGAAUAUAGACUCAGAGCACUUGGGGCAUUUUUGCUUGCAUGCAUACACACAGGGGCUCAGAUCUAUACCUCCCUCCUGCUUUCGUUCCAUGUUUACCCACGGAGAUCGUCUCUCUUUGGCAAAUGCCCUCCACAGCCUCAUAGCCAACUCUGUGCUGCCUGAAGCCUAUUCCAGGAAAAGUAGAAUUUGGGAAUUAUGUAAGUGGUAGCUAGACAUUUAUCCGCUGUUACCAUUUUCGUUUGUCAGCAUCAGGUAGUAGUUUCCCCCAGCAACCACGGCUUCCAGUUACAGUGCAGUGUCAUGCGGUUUUUGCAUGCAGCUUUUUUCUUUCUACAUCCUGCCUCUAAGGACUCUCUCUCCUGCACCCUUGGUGCAGAGGGGGCAUGCACACCAACUGGUUGCCGCUUGCUUUCAACCUGAAGCACCUAGCGAGCGGCACCAGCAACAGGGAACCAGUUCCUUUGCCUGGCACUCCUUGCCAGGGCUGCAUGUACAAUGCAUACAGAUGGUGUGCAGGCCCCUUUACCAAUUCCCAGCUGUUUGGCACUGUAAACCACCUAGGAGUGAACCAGUGGGCUCCUUGCAUAGUGUGUGUGUGUGUGUGUGUGUGUGUGUGUGGGAGAGAGAGAGAGAGAGAGAGAGAGAGAGAGAGAGAGAGAGAGAGAGAGAGAGAGAGGAAAGAUCUGUGCGUGUUUCUGUGUCCAUGAGUGGGGAUAAGAUUGGGGAGCAGGAGAGAGGGAGUCCAGACCCUACCUACUAUCAGCAUGCAGCUUAUGAGCCGCUGGUUUGCUGUCCUGGAUGUACACAGACUGGCCAUUGCUGCCUUCUAGGAUGCCCUCUGGGUACAAAGCAGAUGUAUCUGCUAUGGCUUCCGGUUGUAGAAUAAAGACAUGAUAGUUGACUGGCAGCUGCCCACAAUUCCCUUCUCCAUCUGCUAGAAUGGUUUUCUUGCCAACAUAGAAUUGGAUAUCCGGGGUAGCAAGCCACUGGCAAGAGCAGACGAGGGGGUUCCUUAGUCAGUGGACAAGCAGCUGGCUUGCAGUGGAUCGGGCCUGCUGGUUGCUGGUAACUGUUGCAAGUGAUUGCACUUAUUGUAGGCCAUGUCUGCUGAGCAUGUUUUCUUUUGAACAUUUGUUCUCUUUCUGUCUUUUCUUUCACAGAGAGAUAUGGGCCCGAUUUUUAGCUUUUGAAAGUAAUAUUGGUGACCUGGCUAGCAUACUUAAAGUGGAGAAACGGAGAUUUACAGCCUUCAAGGAGGAAUAUGAGGGCAAAGAAACAGCUCUACUAGUAGACAGAUACAAGUUCAUGGAUCUGUACCCCUGCUCUGCCAGUGAACUCAAAGCUCUUGGUUAUAAGGUAUGGAGAUGAUGACAUUCCAGAAUGUUUAGUUGGAGAGGGAAUGCAGUUCCAUAGCAUUGCUACUUGCAUGCCUUCAGUGCUGAUUUAAAAAUGUUAAAAACCCAUAACUCUCCUAAGCCUUUAGAUGUCCAUUCAAGCACAAGCAAAAACACCUUCUCUUUGUUUGGAAUUACUAUUCAUUUCCAUUUCUUUUUUACUGUUUUCGUCACCAUGUAGAAAACAGUUCAUAUUAUUCCACAUUGGUGGCUGUUACCCUAUGAUAAGCUAUUUGUGGGCAGUAGCUCCCAUCACAGAAUCACAGAGUUGGAAGGGAGUUGGGAGAUUAUGCUGUCCAACCCCCUGCUUGAUGAUGGAUAUACAAUGCAGGAUGCAACUACCGCAUCCCUGACAGAUGGCCAUUCAGCCUCUGCUUAAAUAAUCUCCAGCCAAGAAAGUCCCACCACCUCCUGAAGCAGUCUGUUCCACUCUCCACAUGGCAGGUGCGAUUUUCUUUCUCAUGUCGAGAAGAGAAAGGUUGCCAUUUUGGAAAAUCGCACCAUCUGCAUAGUGAGCUGUUGCAAGUAUAUAGUUUAACACUUCAUAGCAGUGCUUGUGUGGAACAAUUUAAACCACCUCCACGUGGUACCUGUAAGGUGAUGUCCAGCUCAACAGAAGAUGUUAAAAAGCCAACAUUAAAUCCAUUCCAAGUUUUACUCCAUUCAGGUUCUAGACUCCUGCCUGCUUUAAAAAGUAUCACUGACCACAUCCUUCCCAUGUGACCGCAGCUUAAAAUACUCUUAGCUGAUUAUCAGUUGCCUGCCUGCAUCUUUACAUAUGAAGUGCUGGUGCAAUGAUCUUACUGUUUCCUAGCCAAGUUCCUAAAUCAAUAUGGAGCUAGUUUCUUGCUGUAUCUGUUAUGUUUCAAGUUUUUGAUUCUGUAAAUUGGAAUUUAAUAAUGCAUUGCCUGUAUUUUUAAUAUUUUGCAUUGUUUAUUGUAAAUAAUUCUAGGCAAACUUUUAUUACAAAGGCGGUUGAUCAUUUUAAAAAUUAUGAACAGACAGAAAACUUCUCUUCCAUAAAAUUGGGCAGGGUUUGGUCUGGUGUCCAUUGUUGCUUUAUGCAAACAGAGAUGCUACUCUGGACCAGUGCUAUGUUGAGCAUUAUGGGAUCCCCUCCUGCUUGUGAGCUUCCCACAGGCACUCAGUUGGUCACACGAUAAACAAUAUGCUAGACUAUAGAUCAGCCUUUGGAUUGAUCCAGCAGAGCUGCUCUCAUGCUAUUUAUGCUUCUUCUCAUGCUAUGAACUUCCAGGAUGUGUCUCGGGCAAAGCUGUCAACCAUAAUUCCAGAUCCUGUUGUGGCUCCUUCAAUAGUGCCUGUGCUAAAAGAUGAAGCGGACAGAAAACCAGAGUAUCCAAAACCAGAUACCCAGCAGAUGAUUCCAUUUCAGCCAAGACAUUUAGCACGUAAGCGAAUAUCGAGUCAUGUAAAUGUGAAAUAGAAGUCUACCUUAUUCUGAUUGGCUGUUUCUUUAAAAAGCUUCAAUUCAUUCAGUUCAUUCUCAUUUGGGCACACAACUAGAAUGUUUUAUACCCUUGUUUUUUACCCUUCCAAUUCUCUGCUAAAUUGGAAUCAAAGUACAAUAAACAAAAGUUUGAGGUUUUUGUUUGUUCUUGCAUAGUGCUUGUAAGGUCAGUUACAUCAACCAAAGGAACUCCCAUCAGCAUGCAGAUGAUGCAGUUAAGCCAUGAAGACUUAAAUGUCUUUUGUUUUAUUAUUUACUAGCUCCAGGUUUGCAUCCAGUCCCUGGUGGUGUCUUUCCAGUCCCGCCUGCUGCUGUAGUUCUAAUGAAGCUUCUCCCACCUCCCGUGUGUUUUCAGGUUGGUCAUGAGAUCCUGAAAUGUUUUAUUGACUUUGCAAUCUGGUUGUGUUUUGCUUCAAUGCAUUAAACAUUUCAUUUUCUUUUGUCUCACUGGUUUUUACCAUAGCAUUUCCUGUUAAAUGGUCCAUCUUUUUUUCUCUUGCAGGGCCCCUUUGUGCAAGUGGAUGAAGUCAUGGAGAUUAUCAGGAGAUGCAAACUCCCAGACAGUAAGUUGCUUUUGUCCUUUUAAAUGCAUGGUUGCAUCACUAGACUGUACCACUUCACUUAAACUCUGAGGUCUUGGGGGUGGCUAUUUGAGGUAUUGACAAUCACACUAUUUAAGGUUAAUGACAUUGCUGUAUGUGUGUACUCAAAUUAGCCAAAAUAGUGUUUUUUCUUAUUUUCAGGACAGUGAGUAAAUAUUUAGCGGCUUCUGUAACUACUGUUAAUAGAGAAGUCUGUCUUGAGGUCCACAGAAUUAAAAGCAAAAGGAAGUGGCUGUAAGACGGAAGUUGAAAUUACAAAGCCAUGCUUUUUUCAAUACAUGUGUGACUUGCUGGCUAUAUGGUACUAACAACCACCCCAUAAAAGAUAAAAGUAGGAUUUUGCACCCAUAAUGACACAGGAAUAUUCUCUUGUUGAAGUCAACAGAAUUAAUUCAACACUCAGUUUUGUUAACUGUGCUGUUUUUUAUUUAUUUUCAAUAAUAACCACUUCGCAUUUUCAGUAGCAAAUGUGUUUCUGCAUGGUUGGCACCUGUUGCAGGGUGAAUACUACAAUUUGAAGUUGAGGCCCACAUUUGUCAACACAAAAUGGACACACAUGCAACGUCUUGAUGCAAGUCAGUUAUCCCUAUAGACAGUGCUUUUUUCUGGGGGGACGCAUACCCCUAAACAUUUUGUGAAUCUAAGUUUGGCCUCACUGAGGGGCAGUAUUUCAAUAUGAGUAGGAAAAUGAGAGUAUCCCAAAGCUUUUUUUUUUUAAGAAAAAAAGCACUGCCUUUAGAUGUGCCUUUUAGCUUUAGUGCGUAAUGUCAAAGAGAUGGGCACACUUUGAAUAAAUCAGCAAGCAAGGGCUAUAGCAGAUAAUUAUAUACUGCAACUAUUAUCAAAGGUAUAUUCAAAUGUGUGUGUUUCAAGUAUAGGUCUUCAUCAACGCAAAAUCUAAUGUAAACCCUCAAUAUUCAAUCCCCCAGUGGAAUAUCAUUUUAUAACCUAAUUGGUUUGCUAGUUCUAAUAUUAAAAGAUUACAUCGGUACUUGGCCUUGUAAAGAGCUGUACUUGAAAAACAUGACACUUGCAUAAUUUGAGUAUACUUUUUGAAAGCACACCAGUGGCUUGUUCUUCUAUGAUCUUAUUUGAAACAAGAAUUUCAAAAUGAAAUAUUUCCCAAAAGCCAUUCUCAUCUGUUUCCUGCUAAACAUUUUUUAAUUGCCCUGUGAGUUAUUAAAUGGAAGGCUAGUAUGGACAAUUUAAUGCACAAACAAAUAAUAAAAUUAAUGAAGCAUAUAAUGGUGGGCACUGUCAUAAUUCUUCAGCCCACAUAAUUCUUUCUAACAACAACUAUUUCUCUUCCCUGUUCCAAAGCUGUGGAUGAAGCUGUGCGAAUCAUUACUGGGGGACUGCCAGACUUAACAAUGGAAGGGAAUGGACCUUUGGAAAAUAAUGCCCUUCUUAAUAAAUCUGUAAAAAGACCAAAUGAAGAUUCAGAUGACGAUGAAGAAAAAGGAUCAGUGGUUCCUCCAAUUCACGACAUUUACAGAGCACGACAGCAAAAGCGAAUCCGAUGAGACAUGUUUGCAGUCGGAAUGAUGAAGACUAAAGGACUUGUAACAAUUGUUUUCCUUCUACAAAAUCAAAUGUUUAAAAGGGAUUGAAGUUUCUAACAAGCAUCUUGCAACUGAGGUUGUUUUAUUACUGUGGUGCCUCUUUUUUACCAGCUGAUUCUUCAUCAGAAAAGAAAAGGGCAGGUGAAUUUUACAACAAGCAAAUUUGAGCUCCAGGUUUUGAACACAAUUUGUGCAGAAUGUCUGAAUUGCAUUUGGUUGCUCUUCACAUGUGUAUCCCCAUCUUACCACUUGAAAUCUUGCAGGGGUCCUGACAGUUUUAUUUUAAAAACUGGAUAGCAUAAAAAUUGUGAAAUAUUUUAAAUUCACACCUCUGGAAAAUGAAGUUGUUCUCAGUUUGCUCAUUUAGUGUCUGUCCUGCCUUAUUCUUUGUUUUUAUUUAUGGCAGAAUGAAUGGAAACUGUUUUUUGUAGUUUAAAAUGGAAGAACAUUCCUUUCCAAUAAAGGAUCUCUCCAUAACGCCAUGCCUCAUACCACUUUAUUUCUAGCACAUGGGGAUAGAGGGGGUGACAGCUCUUUCCUACCUUUUUGUUUGCAGUUUGUCUUUCCUUCCCCUCCCAUUGUGGGCAGUGGUGGUGGGGAGUUAAGUACACCAAGCUCCAGGAUUCCUCCUGUGGAGAAGGCAAAGGAACAAGGGAACCCAAAAUUCCCCACACCACUGACAGAACUUGCCCAAGAUGUACCAGGCAGCCUCUGACAACCUGGGUACAGUUGCUUUGCUGGGGCUCCCUUUUGGAUACUGGCAUACCCCUUUCAGCUGGCCUUCUAACAGCUUUAUUAACUUAUUGCAGUGCAAUUUAUUAUUCAGAAAAUUCGUAUCAACAUACAUGACAAACUAAAAGCAAAUGCCCAGGAUGUCAUUAUUUCAUGUUAUAAAUAUUAGUAGUGGCUGAUCUGCAGCAAGAGCCCUCUUUACAUCUGAUUCAGCUAAGAGCUGAGCCUUCAUGACAGCACUGUAGUCAUGACAAAUUUUAUUAUAUGCUUUCCUAGGGUAGCUUCCAUGAAUUAAAAUGCAGUACCGUAUUUUUCGCUCUGUAAGAGGCACCAGGCCACAAGACGCACCUAGUUUUUGGAGGAGGAAAACAAAAAAAAUAUUCUGAAUCUCAGAAGCCAGAACAGCAAGAGGGAUCGCUGCUCAGUGAAAGCAGCAAUCCCUCUUGCUGUUCUGGCUUCUAGGAUAGCUGCGCAGCCUGCAUUCUCUCUAUAAGAUGCACACACAUUUCCCCUUACUUUUUAGGAGGGAAAAAGUGAGUCUUAUAGAGCAAAAAGUACGGUAUAUGGGUUUGCCUCUUUCUAAAAGGCUAUUUGUUAUACUGGUCUUAAAUAAUUUUUUCAGUGCAGUCUACAAUAAAAUCUUCAGUAAACGAAAAAGAAACAAUUAGGUAAAUCAUUAUUUCGUUUGUUUGUGGACCAAUUUCCUUGUUUUUGAAGCCUUGGCCAUUUUUUAAAACAUGGCAACAGUGACAUUGCUCCUAAGAAGCAAUAUUGUUGAAACAAAGCACUCAUGGUUGUUGAGAUAUACUGCAGUGGACCUCUAAAUGUUCUCUCAAACUGGGAAUAUACUGCCUUUCUAGCAAGGUACCCAAAGCCUAUUGCAGUUUUAAAAACUGCCUUGGGGAGAAUGGUUGUAAUCCAGACAACCAUGUCAGCAAGAACCGGUUUAAUUCUACCGCGUGGCAAUUAACACCCUGAGACAAACCGCUGCAUUCGGAAUGCUGCAAGCAGUUGAUCUUUACAAAUUCCAGCUGGACCUCAACUGAUCUGAAUGAACCAGACUAAGGUACAUUCUGAAGCUUAGUUAUCCA
Messenger RNA from Podarcis lilfordi (Lilford's wall lizard), 58784 nucleotides. NCBI's taxonomy places the organism in Eukaryota, Metazoa, Chordata, Lepidosauria, Squamata, Lacertidae. The record is from the annotation of a GenBank genome assembly.